Molecule: messenger RNA, 81303 nt
Organism: Podarcis lilfordi (Lilford's wall lizard)
Lineage: Eukaryota; Metazoa; Chordata; Lepidosauria; Squamata; Lacertidae
Source: the annotation of a GenBank genome assembly
GACGGCAACCUGUCUCGGAGCCAACGAGGCAGCCACGCUCCUCAGGUCUCCUCCUCAGUUCAGAGACUUGGCACAGAGGGAGAUGCUCGGGCUCGGGGGGAAACCGCCUCCCCCCUCCUCAGUGACCCCCUAGCAGCCUGAGAACUCCCCGCCCGCUCUCCGCAGAUAGUGGCAGUGGGGAAGCGCGUCCUCCCCAGUUGCCUCUGGGCAACUUUUCCAUUAGCCGCAGAGAGGGAGGGCUGCGUGCGAAUCCACCCCCCCCCCCGCAUCCCGUUCCUUCCAGGUUCGGCCUCUCCCAACCUGGCCAGAGGCUGGGGAGUAUCUAAGGCUCCCCGUGGAUUAUCAGCUCCCCGCUCCAGGCAGGAGCAGCAGGAGGCGGCGGCGGCGGCGGCGCUUGCCUCCAGCGGGCUGGCCGUCUUUGCGCUAAUAGCCGCCUCCGACACAUUCCCCUCUGCGUGCGAGUGUGCGCGCGCGCCAUGUAAGGUUGAGGCGGCUCUACUACCUGCAUUACAGUAGCACCGGCGUGAGAAGGGGCGGAGGAGGAGGAGGAGGAGGGGACAGAAGGAACCUGGGAGGCAGGCUCAGCAUUGUGCGCGCCUCUCGCCGGAGCCAUUCGACGGAGAGGGAGCUCGGCUGGCGGCACAAGAGAAAGCCUGGCGGGGAGCGUGGUGGGCUUGGCCCCGUCGAAGGAAUAGCGUCGGUCUUGCAGCUCACGGGCUCCGGGAAACUUGCCCGGCGAAGGGGAAAGAGGGGAGCCGGGUCCGCUCCUGGCGGGACGGGCAGAGCCAGGAUCGACGGGGCUUUCCGGCGCCGCUUGCAACACCUGGAGGACUCCAACUCGCCCCCCGCCCCCCCCCCCGUCCCUAGCGCCGCCUGGCUGAGGAUGCGAGGCUCCCGCCCCGCCGGCUGCCUCGCUCUCGCCCCGCGGCCCGCCGCGGCCCCUCGCCCCGGCCCGCCGUGCCAGCUGCUGGGCUGGGCGGGGGGUUGCUGAGCUCUUUGCAUGGGGCCGCUGCCGGGCUCGCUCGCUCUGUCUGUCUGCUGCUGCUGCCGGCGGCGGCGGCGGCGGAGAAGGAGGAGGAGGAGGAGAUGCCCAGGCAGGAGCUGCCUUUGCCCGAGGGCUGGGAGGAAGCUCGCGACUACGACGGCAAAGUCUACUACAUCGACCACGCCACCAAGACCACCAGCUGGGUGGACCCGCGGGACAGGUGAGGCAGGACGAGAGAGAGAGAGAGAGCCGGCUGGCCGGCUGGGAGGAGCUUGGCUUGCCAGGCGAGGGCAGCAGGUGCCUGAGCGCUCCCGGGCCAGGAGGGGAGCGACUUGGGGGCGAAGCGUGCGCUUCCACACGCCUCCAUCUCGCCCCUCCUCCAGCUCCGCGCGAAGCUAGUCAGCGGGAGGGGUGACUUGAGAGCAAGAGGGACGCGAGGAUUGGGGCUAGCCGGAGGGAGGGUGGGCUCGAUUGUUUUCAAUGCUUGGUCUCCGCUCUGGAAGAUGCGAAGUUGUAGUACAGUUCAGAAAGGGGUUUCUGAGCAUGUGCAAAGCGCCUUUCCCUCGGCCCUUAAAUUACUCUAGAUUUGACGCGCGCGCGCACAGACAGUGGGAAGCGUUAGCCCCUGGCACCUGUGUAGUUGUAAAUGGCUGAAAGACACCAUGGGAAGGAGACCUACUCUAGCUGCCUGCCUUGUUCACAUCAACUUGCCAUAUGGGACAAACCACUCACAUGUAGCGUUUAGUACUCAUAAGCUUUCAGAGGCCUGGGAGGGUACACUGCUGGUAACCUCAAGCUAAUUGUAAGUAUUUACUACAUUUUUCUUAGACCUCUGCACACACUUUUCUGGUAGUGUGCAUUAUUUUCUUUAUCGCGCCCACAUUUUAUUCCCCAACCACCUUGUGAGGUAGAUUAGGUUUACAGUGUGUGCUCCCAAACCACCUGGUGAGUUUCAUUCCUGAGCUUUGUAGUGAACAAAAUUGUCCCAGAACCUGUCAUUCUAGGUGCUUCUCCAUUUAGUAGAUGCAUGUAUAUGAGAUAGGCAUGUGUGAAAUGUUUACAUGGCUAAGCACUUUACUUGUGGCCUAUAUCAAGUUUGUCUCAGUCCUAAACUGAACUGUACAGGUGAAAAGGCUUCUACAGACUUGCCACAGUUCUCUUUGCCUUUCCCAUUUCACAACAGGAGCCUGACACCUUUCUAUUUUAGCCUUAAGUUGUAAAAAGGCAAGGGGUGGGGAAGUUAUGAGAAUCAAGAAGAGUCUUGUCCUCUAAUUCCAGAAAUAUGGCGUAGCCAGUGCUGUGGUUACCUGGUGCCCAGGGAAAUCUGCUUGGGAAAUCCACUCCCAAAUCACACUAGGGACGCUUCAUUCUAUAUUAUUACAGCACAAGUUCUAAAGCUCAGAAUCGGCAUGAAACUUUGAAAUGCAGCAUACCAGUCUCUAUCCCAAGGGCUCCAUUUUGCUGUCCUGCUGGUGGUUGUAGCGACUGCUUGCUAAUAGUUACCCUUACCUUUUUGCAUUUUGUACAGUGAAUCCUGACACUUGAAUGGGUUCCCAGAUAUUUAUGUAAAUUGAAUGUUACCUGGAAUGAUGCUAGUCAGGACUAGCUCCUUCCUCCAUUUUUUAAGACUUGUCAGAACACAAUUGCACCUGCUCAACUGAAGGUGUGUCUCAGGAAACUGGAGAAAUCAAACAGGUGCAUAGAACCUGUCAGACUCCUUGGUUGCUACAUGCUAAGCCAAUUUAGUUUAUUUUUUUUUAGGAACAGCUACAUCAAAAUUUGCCACCAGGAACACAAUGAUCUAUUGCUUAUAGGAGACUGUUGCCAAAAGCAAUGAUAAAUCUCUGUGCAACUACCUAAAAUCACUUGGUUAUCUUGCAGAUUGCAUGAUGUAGACGUUUUGUGAGGUGUACAUGUUGGUUCCUCACUUGCCCCACUUCUGAAACACUUUCUUCAGAUGAAAACACUUUAGGACAUCCCUGCUUAUCUCUAUUCUGAAGGCACCAACUGUCAAAUCAGUAUAAAAUACCUAAGUAUGAUAGUCUUAAGCAGUGCUUUUUUCUAAAAAAAAAAUGUUUAGAGGUACUCUCAUUUUCCUACUCAUAUUGAAAUACUGCCCCUCAAUAAGGCCAAACUUAAAUUCACAAAAUGUUUAGGGGUAUGCGUACCCCUGCCUCCCCACAGAAAAAAUGUACUGGUCUUAAGUAUGCAUAUAUGGGUUAAGGUUCUGUUUGAGAUGAAAAGAAAAUACUUUAACGUUUAGAAUCCUGGAAUUUGUUCCAGAGCAAGAUGAAUGGUAGGAAGUGUAGAGCAAAAACUCUGUAAAUUGACUGUUUUUGUGACCAGUAUAAGAUCCUAUUCUAUUUUGUGUUGUACCUCACUUUAUUGGGCCAGAUGAUAGUCUCGCCAAAGAGUUUGAGAGUGGAGAAGCUUUGUAGAAUUUCUGUCGUGGAUACAGUCUUCACACUGCUCUUUGGUCACAUUCAUGGCUGACAAACUUUUAAGUGUUUAGUAUUUGGAGAUUUAUUUAUUUAUUUAUUUCCUUUCCGGGGAGCAGUUUGGGUGUGAGUAAAAACAAGUAUGUAUUCUUGGAAAUGUAAUGUUGCUGUACACAUUUGGGCAAAGCCCAAAUAUCACAGAUUGCCACUCCCAGAUUGUAAGAACAGAAUGCAGGUAAUUUGGUUGCCUCAUUGUUUUUAGUUGCAACAGCAUAACGUCUUUGAAGGCUGAAAACCUGAAAUUUGGCAAAGGUUCGCUUUGUGUUUUAAUUAAAAGUGUUGGAAAUUAAGAUUUUAAUAGCACUAUAAAAUACUCAGGUGCAGAACUAAAAAUGUGUAUUUUGUUGUGCCUUGCUACUCUUUCUUUAAUACCAAUUUAAUUCAGAAAACCUUCAAAAACCUUAUUACACCAGUUUUCCUAUCUUAGCAAUUAACUGCAUUUUGAUUCUAUAUAUGCAGACAAAUGUUGAUUUUGUUGAGAUGUACAAAAUAUCAUAGUGUUUGCUUCUAAAGUUAAGCAAUUAGAACAUUAAUGUGGGUGCUGGAUUUGGAGCAGCUGUGCAGGAUGAACAGUCCAGAACAUCUGGAGGGCUCCAUGUUAGGGAAGAGUGCUCUAAAUAAUUUUUGUCUAUUUAUUUAUUGCUGAGUCACUUAUUGCUUUAUUUUUUUUCCUAUUUCCAAUUCUCUCUCUUUUGACCUCUUCUCUGUAAGUUUUAAAGUUCAUGGUACUUCUGUGAAAGGUAUACAGUGCAUAUGGUACAGUGUAGUGUAUAUGAAAUUUUAGAUAAUACUUAACUCCUUUUGCAAAAGAUUGCUUCUAUCCUCCUUCCAGCAAAGUUAGGCAAAUAUUGUAACCAGGCAUUUUUAUUUUUUUAUUUAUAUAAAAAUAUGCCUCAAAUAAAGAAAGAUUGAUCCAAAUAUAGCUUUGUUUUUCCAUUAAAAAUACUAAUCGUGCAUGGGCAAGAAAUUUCAGACUUUGUGCCUUGUCAGCUCACAUGUCUAACUGAUCUUGCUUUGAACUCAGAAGAAUUUUUAAUCUUGUGCAGCUUAAGCUUAAUGAACAAUUAGUUUUCAAAUGGUACUGAAGUAAUGUAAACAACUGAAAGACUUGUGCAUAUGUGGUGUGGCUUCAGAAAUCCUGUUGUCAAUAUUUUGUACUAUAACAAAUACCUUGAAGGAACACUGCUGUGUAUUUGAUUUCACAGGGUGGCAGUGCACCAGUUUCUCUGUUCUUGUAGUUUUAAGGUGAUCUAAGAACUUGUAUAGCUUCAGUCUUGAGGGUGAAUGGUUUCGGUCCACCUAGGCUUUUAAGGACCAUGUUGCUUUCCACAAAAAAUAUGUCAUAUGCACAAGUCUGUCACAAGAGACUAGGGCCCUGCGGGACCUGACAUCUUUCCGCAAGGCCUGCAAGACAGAGUUGUUCCACCAGGCCUUUGGUCAGGGCCCAGCCUGACUCCCACCUCUGGCAACCUGCACAGAACUUUGCUUAACGGUUGCCAUUAAUUUGAUUUUAAUUAAUUUUUAUAAUGAAAUGUUUUAGAAUGUUCGAUUAUUUGAUUGUUUGAUUAUUUGUUUGUUGUUAGCCGCCCUGAGCCUGGCUUUGGCUGGGGAGGGCGGGAUAUAAAUAAAAUUUAUUAUUAUUAUUAAAUGUGAUGAUAUAACAAUAGUUAAAAUGAUUGUUUUCCUUGUUCUCAAUGUGGUUGGGUCAAUCUAGCAACACUUAGUUAUGUAGACUAUAUUUCAUUCCGGAAUCCUAAUAAUAUAUAUAAUAUAAUCUCAUAAAUCCAUAAUUGCAAGAAUGUAGUAGUUCUCAUUUUAUGUGCACAUCUAGGAUGCCACUUCACAUUUCCUAUGUUAUGUUCGUGAGAACAUAGAAGAGCAUGGUUUUGAAGUACAGUGGUACCUCGGGUUACAUACGCUUCAGGUUAUAUAUGCUUCAGGUUACACACUCCGCAAACCCAGAAAUAGUGCUUCAGGUCAAGAACUUUGCUUCAGGAUAAGAACAGAAAUCGGGCUCCAGCAGUGCGGCAGCAGCAGGAGGCCCCAUUAGCUAAAGUGGUGCUUCAGGUUAAGAACAAUUUCAGGUUAAGAACGGACCUCCGGAACAAAUUAAGUACUUAACCUGAGGUACCACUGUAUGCUUGUAGAGAAAAUGCACAGAAAUAUAUUGUGAGCAAUAAAGGACUCUUAACUGGGGUGGGGGAGAGUAACCUAGGUGUAGCUUCUAGUGAAAGCUAGGUGUGGUUUUGAAGACCUCGGUUCAAAGCCCUUCUCUGACCAUAAGAAGCUCAUCUGGUAACCUUGAGUUCUUGCCUCAAGCUAUAUCUAAUAUAGAGUGGUUGUGAGGAUAAAAUGGGAAUGAUCUCAUGUACAUCAUUCUGAAUUCACUAAAGGGAAAGGAGUGGGGGGGGGAUACAUAUAUAAUAAAAUUAAAUACCUAGAUCGGUAGGGGGAUCUGCCUCCUUGAUGUAAAUUCUAUAUUGCUUUCUGUGUCCCCCCUCCUUUCAUUGUCAAGUACAGUGGUGGUCCAGAGAUCCAUUCUUAACUUGAAACAGUUCUUAACCUGAGCUACCACUUUAGCUAAUGGAGCCUUCCGCUGCCACUGUGCUGUCGCCGUGUGAUUUCUGUUUUCAUCCUGAAGUAAAGUUCUUAACCUGAGGUACUACUUCCGGGUUAACGGAGUCUAUAACCUGAAGUGUUUGUAAUCCAAGGUGUUUGUAACCCGAGGUACCACUGUACUUUAUUGCAGUUGCCUAGGUAACUUAAAUAUUUGCAGGUUAAUAUACAGUAUAUCUUUUCUGUGCUUUUCUUCUGUUACCGAGAUUAGUUUAAGGAGUAGAAAUUAGGGUUCCAUAUGUGUGAUUGUAUGAAAGGUUUAUUAAAAAACAAACGCCUGUGCACACAAAACGUUGCCAUGAGCAGAAACAAAGGGAGAUGAUGACUGAGAAUUUUAAUCUUGAACAAUUAAAAUGCUAGAUCACUGCUGAUCUUGAAACAUUCAUACAUGGACAUUUUAAAGAGUUUAUAUACCCUUUAAAACAUUAUUUACAAGGUUCAUGAUGCAUUAUGCUUACUUAGCGCUGGUGCAGUAAAUUACGGUACACUAGUAAAUGCUAAAGCCCAAGCACUCUCCGGUAUAGUACUAGUGAUACCGGUAGUCAUUAAACCAGAGCGUACAUUUGUAUGUGGGCAUAGAUCCCAACUUCCUGCAAGUGGAAGGUUGGCAGAAAGAGGCUGGGAGGCGAUUGCCACUUCCUCUUUACUCCUUUGAACCCAGAUAAUGGAAUGAAUCCAUGUCACCACAUAUUACCUUUCACAAAACUAAUGUUCUCCGACAAUUCCUUUGUUUCUUAAACACUGUUUAUUUCCCUCUGCAUUUUUGAAUUGACUCAUCUACAUUCUAUCUGAUCUUGCAGUGUUGUUCAAUCUAUAUGGAAAUUGCUCCUCAUCUUUUUCUGACCUUGCUAUCGAGGCAGCAUCUGUGGUGAAGUAGAGGUUUUAAUUUAACUAUUAGCAAUAAACCCUUCAGCUUUAAUUUAAGGCAGUCAGAGUCUUGCCAACUAGUGACUGUGUAAUUCUUCUGUGCCAACACUGCCUAACUAUACGCUUUCCUAAGAGCAUAAACCAGGAAUGGGGGAGUCUCAGCCCCUAGGGCCAAAUGCUGACCCAUAAUCCUCUCUGUUGGGCCCUCCCAACUCUCCAAAGGCCACACCCCCUUUCUUCAGAGCACAUCCUCUCUCUUGCGCGCACACACAGCACUCAGCCAUGCAGCUCUGUAGGAUUACGCCAAAGUUUGUAUUGCAGGCAAUCGUUGAUCACCAGCUGAGUCCUGGCACCAGUAUAUUGUUUUUCUAGCAGGUAUUCAAUUUUUGUUUUACAAGUUUUGAUUACCAUAGCUGAUAAAUAUUACUUGUGAGGAACUGCAAGGGGUGGAGACAAAUAAUGCAUCUAAUUUUGAUUUGGCUUCCAAAAAAACAUGAAAGCCAAGCUUUAAAGCUUUCUGUCCUAAGGUUCUGGAGAGAAAUUUGAAUAUGUGAAGGCAAAUAUUGCUGAUACUUGUUCCCAAUGCCAGUCAAGCCAGCGUCAAUUAAAAAAAAAAAAGCUGUUGAGUGCUUAAAGUGUGUUAACAUUGGCAUUCUGAAGAUGAGCUUAUUCCAGCCUGGCUUCCAGGUUAGAAAGACCGCUGGAGUAAUGUGGGGCAAUGCAUGUGACAAAAUAAACACAUUUCUCAGCAAGGCUUCAAUGUGAAUGCUUCCUCUGCUAUACUGCUUUAUAAGUGCUGUUUAAAAAACUCACUUUUUGAAAAUUGUUGUAUUUGGUUUACAUUGUGCUAAGUAUGUUCACUUGAACCCCACCAGAAGGAUUUAAGGUGCACUUAAGUUGCUCGUCUUGGAAACAUGCUUUCUUAAUACAGUUUUAAUAGUGCUUAGGUUUGAGAUGCACUCUCUCUCUCUCUCUCUCUUUUUAACUGUCAAAUAUACUUCUCAGUCUUCUGGAAAAGUUACAAUACUCUGGUGGGGGUGGAGAAUCAAAGCACUCUUUCUCUUCAUUGUCCUUUUCAAUUCCCCUCCCCUUCCCCCAAUAGACUUUCAGAUUGGAACCACCUUGCAGUAUUGCAGUUUAGUGACGUUCUGUUCUGUUUCUGUUGAUCGGCUGAUGUGAAAUGUGUUCUGUUGGUACUGUAACUGAAUUCAUCCUCCAGAGAAGGCUGGAUAAGUAGCCAGCUUUGGCUAGGGUCUGUCAUGAGUGCAGUUGGGUGAUUUUGCUUUGCUACCCAGUCAAGAAAGGGCAACAGCAGGCAUUGGAUUGGGAAAGUCUGCAGCUGCAUAAGCUGCAGUUCUGCCAAAAAGAAUAAUGAGAGCAGUCAAGAAAAGGAACAAAAGCAGCUGAGAGAUGCCCCACAUCUCUGAGAUUUUUUUCUUUACACACUGGGUUUUCAUUUGUAAAUUGGCCCUGUGGUAUUUGUUGUUUGUGCUUCUCACUGCACUUUCUUCUUCUUCUUCUCAAAUCACUUUCUUUGAGAACUCUUAUUUUGUUUAACUAAAUUUAAUUGCAUUUCACUGAGGCAUCUUUUAACUGCUAAUUACAAACCUAAAGUGAAUUUCUGAACUAUGUUUGUAACUGAGAUUUUCUACCUUAAAAAAUAAAUGAUUUACCUAUAUAUAACUGUUUAGCAUUUAUGUAACAGACAAUACAAGUGAAGAUCAAAGUACUUUACACCUAUAAACUCAUGAAGGUACUUUGCAGUAAUCAUAACUGAUUGUAUAUCUCUCUGUAGGCCCAUGUUUAAAAUCUUAUCCUAGCUGUUAAGCACUUAUAAAUAACAUCCUUGCUGUAGCAGUUGGAAUAAAAUAUUUGAAUACUGUGUGUUUUCCUUUCAAAACACAUUUUACAAUGACUGUGUUUAGUACAAAGUACAUUUUUUUUGGUGCUAAAAUACAGAUAACAAAGAAGAAUAUCAAACUGUGAGACUUUUGUGUAUGUGGGCUAUAUCCCCCCCCCCCCCAGUGAGGCUAUAAAUGUGGUUUGGGUCAUUUUAAUGUGGGUUUUUCAAGAGUUUCGAGAAAAGUCAGGAUUUAGUAAUAGAGAUGUUGUUUCUGUUCUGGGAAUUUAACAUUUGAAGUCUUGCGGAAAAUUCCGUGUUUGGUAAUUUGGCACAUGUCUCAUUUCUUCAUCAUACAUGGCUCUACAGCAAGCAAGAGUGAUGGCUUAAAUUAGGGGUAGCCUGUGGUAGUCAGUGGCUGUGCACAUGGUUACUAGCUUAAAACACAGAGAGGUAGUUCUUUCUGGCUGCUGGUUUGAAGCUGGUUCAGGAAAAACCCAUACAGAAAACCCAGGAUAGAUGUGGAUAGUGGCUAAUGUGUGUACAUGGCUUCCCAAAUCAGCAGUGGGAUUGAACCGGGGGCAGAGUAAGUGGGAGAGUGUACAUAGGCAGUGUGAAGGAGGAAGUCCAGGCUGCUUGAAUCAGAGACUAUUGUACAGUAUUGUAUUGGCUCGUAGGGUUGCACCCGCUGAAUGUUAAUGACUAGAAUAGGAUAGUAUUACAUUGUUUAUCUAUUUCUUUAAACAAUGCAUGUACCAGUUAACUGCAAUUGUCUUAUUGGAAUUGGUUCUUCAUCAUAGAGCAGGGCCGCUAAGCCGAUGCCCCAGGGAUCUUAUCAGGCCCUUUGAAGUAGGGAUGCAGAGACCUCUUUCAGCCUGAGGACCACAUUCUCUUAUGGGCAGCCUUGCAGGGCUGCAUGCCGGAGACAAAAGUGGGUAGCGCAACUAAGUCUUUUGUUUAAUAGCCUUAAUAAAGUCGGAUAUAAUGGCAAGAGCCAUUAUCACAGUCCAGUGACACUCUCAAGGGCCAGAUGGAGAUUCCUCGAGGGCCACAUUUGGCCUCUGUGCCUGAUGUUCUCCAUUCCUGCUCUAAUGUGACAUGAGUGAUACACUUUCAUACAGAUUACUGACAUAUCCUCAUGUUGAUGUUUUUAAUAUAGCAAAAGAGCUGACCUAUCAGUAGUACUGUCUUAGCAUCAGACCGCCCUUCUAAUCACAUUAAAUAUACAACAAUCGCUCAGUGUGACUUGUAGUCCAAUAUGUGGGGCUGCCCUUGUGUCUGGUUCGGAAGCUCCAGCUGCUGCACAAUGCAGCUGCCAGACUGCUGAUGGCAGCAUCCGGUCAAGAACAUGUGAGACCAUUGUUGUUGUUUUUUAAGCCAUGUAGUAUCCUCGGGUUUCAAACCGCUGUGGGCGAUUGCAGGAUCCAAGCAAUGCAUUGGUCGAUCAAACCGCUGGGCUAAGCUGGCUCAUGUGACACCAUUGUUAAAACACCUGCACUGGCUGCCCAUCUACUACCAAGUUCAAGAUUCUUGUUUUAAUUUACAAAGCCCCAAACAACUCUGGUCCAGGGUACCCCAGGGAUCGCCUGAACCUUUAUAUCCCAGCUUGAUCAUUGAAAUAAUCUGUGGGAGCCUUAUUGGCCAUUCCUCAAUUUGCUGAGGCUCAUUUGACAACAAGAAACUGUGUAUGUAGGGUCAUCGGCCCAGUUCUGUAGAAUACUCUGCCAACAGAGAUUCAGCAGGUGCCUUCUUUGCCAACUUUUAAAUGCCUGCUGAAAACUUUUCUGUUCCACCAGGCUAUACAGGCAGCUAAGAAAACAUCCUUCCACAAAGGUUAAUUGAUGUCUGUUUUUAACUUUUUAUGGUUUUAUUCUAUGGUUUUGAUAUCUAUUUAUGGCAAAUUGGUAUAUACAGAUUUUUAUAAAUAAAAAAUAUUAAAUGCCUUUAUAAAUCUUAUAUACCUUUAAAGAAUAUACUUAAGGAAACUGACAUAAAACUGCAAUGGCAUUUUACAGUGCUGUAUUCUGGAAUGUAUAUACAGAAGGUUGGGUGCACCUUCUGAAUUUGGAUAUUGUUGUUAAAACCUUCAUGUUCAAGAGGUAUAAAGAUUUCCCAUAGACAGUUUCUAAAACUAGCUCAUUUAGGUUGCAAAGCUAUUACUUGUGAACAUAGGAAGUUGUGUUAUUCAAACCAUUGGUCCAUCUAUCUCAGUACUGUUCACACUGACUUGUAGUGGCUCUCCAGGGUUGGAGGCAGGGAGAUGCCAGGCAUUGCAUCUUUUGCACACAAAGCAUGUGCUCUUCUACUUGCAUCAUAUUAGUUCCACAAUCGUUGUUUGUUUUGUACGAGUAAAAAUCAGCUCCUUUGAAACAACAGUGUCACUGAUUUAUGAGAUCAACCAUAUUUACAGAGCUCCUAAAGAACAAUCCUAUGCUAAUGUUGCUUCUCUUUCUGAUGGCAUGUGUUCCUGUAGCCUAGGGUGAUUCUAGUUCUACAUUCUCACGUUGCAUCUACUUGGGUGCAGUCACCCUCUCAUUAAUUUAUAAAUCUUGUACACUUUAUUGGGAUUUUGCAUACAUAAACUACUGUCCAAGUACUGCCACAUCUCUGUGUGUAUUGUGUGAACACCAUAGUGAUUGGUGGCAGGGAACGUCUUCCAGAAGAUUUGUAAAGAAAGAGGGAGCAGGUGGGUUGGGCUGUGCAGAUGGAUAGGGCUGCUUGCAGCAAGCGCAGCCCGUGACCUGCCUCUGCCUGGGCAGUGACCUUACCAGCAGGAAGUGGAGAAACUGCAAGGCUGCUUCAGUCAAGGCCAAAACUCUGACGCUAACAAUCACUAACAAUGACAGAAACCGUUGACGGAUGAUAUCAGGCCUGCAACGAAUGUACCCAAGCAGCUUCAAAAGUUACCAGUAUAUAUGCCAACAGGGAAGGAAUGGCAGAUUUUCCAGGCAUGGGUUUAAUGAAAGGUUUCUUCGCUGGACUAGGUUCAAGCAAAAGCUGAACAUAUUCUGUGUCAGUGCUGAGUGCUUAAAUGGUAUGUUUGAUGAAAGAGCUGGUAAUAUGAGAACCUCUACUUUCAUUGUCAAAGGGAUGCGGGUGGCGUUGUGGCUUAAACCACAGAGCCUAGGGCUUGCUGAUCAGAAGGUUGGCAGUUCGAAUCCCCGCGACGGGGUGAGCUCCCGUUGCUCGGUCCCUACUCCUGCCAAACUACCAGUUCGAAAGCACGUCAAAGUGCAAGUAGAUAAAUAGGUAACGCUCUGGUGGGAAGGUAAAUGGCGUUUCCGUGCACUGUUCUGGUUUGCCAGAAGUUCCUUAGUCAUGCUGGCCACAUGACCCGGAAGCUGUACGCCGGCUCCCUCGGCCAAUAAAGCGAGAUGAGUGCCGCAACCCCAGAGUCAUUUGCAACUGGACCCUAAGGUCAGGGGUCCCUUUACCUUUACUUUCAUUGUUGUUAAAAAGUGGAUUCCUAACUUUAGGAUACAGAAUUAGUUGUCAUUAUGUGUGGCCAGUACCUGGUGAAAAUGCAGAAUGAGGGAUAAACAGGACUUGCAGUGGUCCAGAAGUGGAGUACGUCAAGCACAAGAGCUCCAGUCCCAUCUGGGACUGGCUGAAAACAGGAUCAUAUUACAUUUGGAACUGAUAUUUUGGCUAGAUUGGUAUAGAGAAUGGAAAGUGAAGAACAUACUUGCUUUUAGAGAGUAGGGAGAUGAGACUUGUCAGAAUAAAUAUGGAAGAUGUAUAAGGAAACAGUUCUACUUAUUCUUGCACAAGGUGUGCUCUGAUAGUGGUUAGUGAGAUGGAACUUAAUGUUAAGACAAGAGUGUGAAAGAAUACUAGAGAAAAUGAACAUGCAUGAAUGACCCUGGACUCUGCCUAAAAGAAUCUAUGAAGCCAUUAUGUGUGAGGUCAAAGUGACAUUCUACAUGGUUAAAUAUUAGUUAUUUAUGACUACAAGUAACUAAGGAAUGCAAAAAAUGUAUGUGUUGCUGUUUGGCAACUGGUAUGCUAUUGUUCUUUGACCCUUAACUACUGGAGACAUUACAUUGCGUUCAGUAUUGAUGAACUAGCGGCCUUACCAUUUUUAUUCCAGAAUGGUAAUUCUGUCUUCCAAAUCUGUGUACAUAGCACCUUACAUUUAGAAGAUACUAGCCUGAUGACUGACUGUGACCUAGAUUGAGUUGGAACGUUGUAAUCAACCAUUCACACAGCAACAGUCAUGGCUUGUUGCUGUUGGUGGAAAUUUCUCAGCUAAGAGGACCUUUUGUUUCUUAAGAAGUGGCCCCACCUUCCAUUUCACAUGACACCUGCUUUUUAAAACACACAGACACACGUAGAUGAUCUAUGUCUGACUCUAGGCAGCUCUUGGGAUCCUGGCUACAUUAAACCUGUUUUCUAUAAAAUACACCUAGAAGCAACUCAAUAGAAAGGUAGCAAAAUGCAAUUUUAAAAUAUCAGUAAAAAAUUAAUAUGAUAACAUUUUCCAUUAGAUAUGCUAUAUGCAUAAAAUACACCAACUGGAUUAUCUCUCCCUUUCCCCUUGCUCUAAAUUGAAGCUUAAUGUUGUGGAAUGUGGAUGAUUCUACCAUCAUGCACCUCUCCCUGCUCUCCAUCUGAUUGGCACUCUGAUUUUAUGUUCCUCAGCUGCUUCCUGUGCUAAUUGGCAGGGGAGUGAAAACGGACUUGGAGGCUGCAUAGAAGAGACCAGGAGUUUUGCAUGUGGCCUUGGGAUGUGACCUGGGUUGUCCAUAUGUGACUUCUAUACUUCCUAUGCUGGUAGUUAAGCCCCUUAAAUAUGACAUCACUUAAUCUACUUGUGAUCAAGCUGCACCAAAGGCUUAGAAAUCAAUUAAGUGGUUUUCUGGUUCACAUUGUCCUAAUUCAGACUGAACCCUGCGGAGUUAUUUCAUGGUUGGUCACAGCCUUGUGUGUAUUAAUAAGUCAUUUACUAUGCCAGAAAUAGCAAUUCUUGCUAUUGGUACAUGUAAAUAACAACACUGCUGCUAUAAAUAAAACUUACAGAAAUUAUUUAGUGUCUUGGGUCCAUUCAUAAGUUCUUCAUAUAUCCUUUAUUACUUUAAGCGCAAAACUAGAUAGUUAUCCAAUGCUACCCCUUUCUGGUGCAUUUCUGUCAUUUGAAGUGGCAAGGGAUGCAUUUCAAAAAAGGUGUCCAGUGAUUGGCUCUUCAAUAAGUGUUUAUAAAACAGAUACGAUGCUUUAAAUCUUUAACUUCAAAGCAUAUUUUCUAACAAGAACCCCACUUUUCUAAAAAGAAAAAAAAGAAUGUUGCUAUGUUAAAAAACAUGUUAAAGUCACUGCUGAUAAAAAAUUGUUUUCAGUAGAUUUUUUUUAAUGACCUGCAUUUGAUCUGUUGAAAGCAGCAUUUUCUACUCAGUUCGAAAACAUCACUAGGUGCAGAUGGUAAAGGUAAAGGGACCCCUGAUCGUUAGGUCCAGUCGCGGACGACUCUGGGGUUGCGGCACUCAUCUCGCUUUACUGGCUGAGGGACAGCUUCCGGGUCAUGUGGCCAGCAUGACUAAGCUGCUUCUGGCAAACCAGAGCAGCGCAUGGAAACGCUGUUUACCUUCCCGCUGGAGCGGUACCUAUUUAUCUACUUGUACUUCAUGCUUUCGAACUGCUAGGUUGGCAGGAGCAGGAACGAAGCAACAGGAGCUCACCCCUUCGGGAUUCGAACCGCCGACCUUCUGAUCAGCAAGCCCAAGGCUCAGUGGUUUAACCCACAACGCCACCCGCAUCCCUUAGGUGCAGAUGGACUCUGUUGUAUUUCUGAACUCCCUGGCUUCUGUGAUUACCUUAACAUUUGAGUGAUAUGUGGGAGGAUAUGUAAAGUAGCACCCAAUGCAUUGUUAGAUGCCAAAGGAUCUGCAUAGCCAACCACAGCACAUUGAUUUCGUUGUGCUGAAGAACAACGUGCAGACUCCACAAAGGGCUCCACUGCACUCCUGUUGCUCUUCAGAGGUGUAGGAAUCAGACAUUUAAAACGAGGACGACUAAAGUGUGAAGCCAGGGGGGUGGAGAAUCCAAAAUGAAAACAGUGUUUCUGAAGGUUGACUUUCUAACGCAUUAUUAGAUGGUCUGGUAAAUACGCCAAGAGAGUGCCAGAUGGGGAUGCUCUUCUGAGCUGCCUGCUGGUUACUGCUGCUGCCAUAGUGACAAGAGGCUUCCCUCUGAGCAAGUGCAGAAUCUCCAGGGACUUUAGAUUGGAUUAUGUGCUUUGUGAUAAAUUGCCUGAAUGGGAGCAAGACUGGAUGGGAGUCCCUGCUGCUGUAAUCUUGGCUUCAUUCAAGAUGGUCACAAUUUAGUCUGAGAUCCAGAAGCAACUAUGAAUUUGGUGGCAAGUGGGUUUUGUUUUUAUAUUGCUGCAAGCUGUACCACCGCUGUCAGGAAUGUAUGUUGUGGUGCUUUAAAAUGGUGCCUUUUUCCCACUAUAGUCUCAACAUGUCUGCUGCUUGUUUCCCCCUCUCUCUCUCCACUCCUGGACAUUGAGAGAAGAAUGUUUUGAGGGAUAUUUAGUUAAGCUCUGUAUAUGUGAUUGUGGGAGAAAAAUAGCCAACCACACGAGUUAAGUUACUUCUAUUUUAACUUGGUUUUCCCCCCUGUAUGUUUUUGACGCCUUAUAACAAAUAUGUGACUCCUUAUGAUCAGUUUGACUUAAUUUUCAAUCGGAUAUGCAUUUCCUCAACUCUUUAUAACAAGGCAUGCACCAUAUGACCUGAGCACACCACAUGGACCUGUUGACUACUGCUUAAUGGUGUAAUUGUCGUCUCUGUAUGAACUUCAUACAUCUUUUCUCGCUCUGACCUACACUGUUUACAACCUCCCAGUGUACUAGCAAGUCAGGAUAAGGCUAAAUGCAUCUGAUGAAGUAGACUGCAGUGCAUGCAAGCUUAUGCUGAAAUUUCCACAAGCCUCUGCUGCGUUUGCUGCAGCAUAGCUCCUUGAAAAUUCAGCAUACAGCUUUCUGCAAAUAUACUUUAAAAAUGAUGUCUGCACAAGCAUUUUACUUUCUUUUUCUUCCUAUAAUGCUUGUCAGAUUUUCAAUGUAUGUUCACCUAUAGCAGGAGUGGGAAACCUGUGGCCCUCCAGAUAUUGUUGGAAUCUAUAAAUUCUGACAGUUGGUCGCACUAGUUGGGGCUGAUGGGAGUUGGAGUCUUACAGCAUCUGGAGGGGCCGGUCCUGACCUAAUCACUAGCUGUGAAUGAACUGCAAUGGACUGCUCUCUCACCUCACCAAAGGACAGGUGAAAUUUCCUCUCCUUUGACACUUCUGGCAACCAAUGGCCUUGUUUGGAGGACACUACUUUCGUCUCUGUAUGUGGUAAGAUAGGGAGCAGGUCUUGGUUUACAUACAUCACAUACCAAAACUGUUCCUGGAAGGUAUACUUCAAACACAAACAAUUUGAAUGUUCCUCCUUGUUUAAAUAAUAAUAACAAAUCAUUGGACAUAGAAAAAUAGCAUGUUGGGGGAAAAUCUUGGCUUAAAGCUCCUUGAAAUGUAAUUUUCUUUAUGCCUAGAUAAACUGUUUCCCUGUAUUUUUUAAAAUCACAAAUCCCCCAUCCCAACUUGCAGUAUAUAGUGAUACAGUCCAGCAAUGAAGUGCUUACAUGAACAAGUUGUGUGCAGACUGUCCCCUUAGUUCUCUGUAGUAUAGUGCUUGGUCUUAGCAGCCCUAUAUUACUACAACAGAGAAUCUUACAGAACCUUAAAUCUUAACAGGUUUGUUUGUGGUCUAGGACUCCGAUGAAGUGGAUUGUGGUCCAUGUCUCAAUUAAAAUGCUAGUAUUUAAAAUUACCCAGAACUCUUUGUAGAAUGUUUAAAGAUUUCUCCCCCCUAUGUUUCCUGUUCCUACAGGAAAUUCGCUUUUUCAUAAGUUUCAGAAGCAGUGUAAUUUGGAUUCCUUAGGGCGGCGGUGGCGGGGGUGGGGGCUUGCUAAUCAGGUAGCUAUGUACAUGCACCAGAAGGACUCUUGGUUUAUAUAGUAUUGGCUCAGUGGAAUGUGACAGCUUGAUCCGGUAUCCAGGAUACAUGGAGGGUGGGAAUGUAAACAAGAGCCCAUGGCCACAUUCCUGGGAUUUCACUUCAGUCGAGAGAAGGAGGGAAAUGAACAUGAUCUCAAGUACUUGAGAGUUCGGAUCAAGAUAAAAGGUGUUAAUACGGAACACAUACAUUUUAAAAAAACAACAACCUGGAGUUAUGCUGGGGGCAAAACCUCAGUGUCACCUUCGUUACUGUGACACAGGUGAAUUGCUACUGCCAAGAGGUACUGCAUUUCCAUGGGAAAAAGCCCUCCCCCACCCAACUUUGUAUUUGUGAGGAAGCAGUUACUUAAUAAGUUUUGCUUUAGAGCAGCUUGUGUUUGAUAGUGGCACUUAAGUAGGUAACUCGGAUAAGAUAAAAUAAAACUCACUGUGGUCGCUGCUGUGAAAUGUCCUCUUUGAAAAUGGGAUUUCUCAGGGGAAGUGAUUUUAAUAAGGGUCUCUUCAGUUGAAGUGUUGUAGUGCAGUAAUCUGAUAACAUGGCAAAAUGUGGAAGAAGGUGGUAUGUUUCACAGCAAGAUCAGAAUGCUAGAAAAGCAGGUAUCUCCACCUCAGAAGAGUCAAACAAUUGGUGCAUUGUACUAUUGCACAAUGAGUUCUGAACACACACUGUGGGUUGAAGUAGGUGAGUGUGUGUCUAUUGUGUCAACGUGGCUUCAAAUUGCAUCUGAGCCAUAUGUGCUCAGAAGGUGGCCUCGGGCAAGGCAUUGGGUUGGAUCCAACAUUGACCUUGUAGUUGAAGAGGAGACUGUGAUCCAGCAGAGGCGGCUUCUGGAGGGAGGGAGGGUGCUUGUGGAAGAUGAUUUUUGCUGAUUCUUUUUCCUCUCCACUUUUCACACUGUUGCAAAAGAUCAUGGAAGGCUUUCAUGGGGCACAGGGGACUGCGGAGGAAAGGAGGGAUUGGUGAGUUGUAUUCAGCUAAGUCCUAUUCAGAGUAGACCCGUUGAAAUUAAUGCACCUAAGUUAGUCAUGCUCACUAGCUUCAAUGGGUCUACUCUGAGCAGGACUUGCAUUGAAUACCACCCAUGAAAAUUACCUCCCCCAUCUCUUGUGAGAAUAUCCAGUGGGUAUAGAGUGCUGCUCACUGGAACUCUGGCUCCAAGCCACUGGUUUAUAUCCAGCUAAGUUGUACUAAGAAUAUACCCAUUAAAAUUAAUGAGCUGAAGUUAGUCCUGUCCAUUAAUUUUAGUGUGUCUACUCUGUGUAGGACUAAGAUUGGGUACAACCCCAUCGCCUAUGGGUUUCUGUUCACCUAUGGGUAGCACUGGAAUUAUGGUGAUUUGUUUUCUGUGCUUAAUUUCUAAAAAUCAUAGUUAUUUGUGCUCAGUGGCUUACCAGCCCUGCCCCUCCUAAUGUCAAUUUUGUAAGGUUGUUGCUGUUCCUUCCUCACAGUAAGAAAAAAUCACUUUAAUAUUGCUAUUUUAGCAUAUCCAAUAACUUCUGGAGAUGAGCCCAAAUCAGAUUAACCCUGUAUACCACAGAAGGUUUUAAGCCACAGAUGUAUUGAAUAUAUUGCAGAAACUAUUAACAAUGUAUGUAAAUGACCGGGAAACAGAACUUGAGCCAUAAAAUCUGUUUUUGGCUUCCAUGUGUGCAUGCAGGCAUACAUAUUUCUGUAAUCAAUAAAAACAUUUGGCUCACUAAUCUUAGUUCAGUAAAUUGGGGGCUGCUGGUUUGUGUUGUAUUUUUUUAAUGCAGUGGGUAAUAUCUGCUAUUCACAGUGUUCUGGUAUAAAUAGACCAAGCUUCAUAGUGCUAAAUUUUACUGUACCAUUUCAAAACCAACAGUGAAGUAUUUAAGAGUAUCGAACAUCUCCUAAAUGCCAUCUCUGUGGGAUCACAUGUAGGGUAUUCAACAGACAUGCAAAAAUGUUUUUCUAGUGUUACAUUAAUAAGGAUUAUACUUUCAUAUUAAUGACUUGAUUUGUAAAUAUGAUACAUAGUUUCACCACUUUCACCACUAGGCGAGAUUGAUAAGAUGUAGCGCAGCAUGAGAAAAGGAAAACAAUUAACACCAGAGGAGGGGAGACAGGCCCCUAAGACUCAUUGCAUUGAAUUUGACACCCAAGAACAGUUACAGGGAACAUUUUGCACCCAGCCUUGAGAGAGAGAAAAUGUGAACAUUUUAAAUACCGUACUCAUUUUCCCUUCUACACCAGCUAUUAACCAAGUUUUCAUUUAAGACUAAUGAAAGUUGUAGCACCUAAAAACAAACAAAUUCGUUAUAAAACAAUUUUGCCAAUUAGCUCUCACUGAAAGCUUAUGAUGCUGUUAACAGAUUUGUUCAUCUUUAGGUGCUAAGAGAGUGUGUUGUGUUUCAGUGCAGUAGAUUAAAAUGGCUACCCCUCUGGAAGUAUUUUGUACUAACUAAUUGAGAAAACUCACUGGGAGAAAAAUAAACUGCUAGAAUUAAUUUGUGCUGUUUUUCAAGGCAUGGUGAUUCUUUGCUGGCCUAGUCACAGAAAGCCUUGGGGUUGCUGGGACAGGGGCAUAGGAAGCAAUAAUGGCAUGACAACAUUUGGGGGUUGAAAUGGCCAUAACUUUAUUGAUUACAGAUGUAAGAAGGCUUAGACUUAGGCAUUGGGUAUGUAUCCCAGGUCAGCUAACCUGGUUGCUGGCUGAUUACUUUCUCAGGGUUAAUUAAUCCUGGGGUUAAGAUCCCCAUAUGACACACAUCAAAUAAGGACAUCCCCUCCAGGAUGCCAGUUGGGGAGUUCUAUGGCCUUUUAGCCUCUGUCUGAGCAUAUGGACAAAAUCCUUCCUCUUGGACCCCUUUAUCAGGGUCCCCUGAUACUUUGAACUGGAAGAGAGAGGGCAAGGCUCCUUCCUACCCACCGCUGAUUAGUCCGAGGAUCCAACCCAAUGCCUUUUUCUGCAAACAAGUUAUGGCAGUUGCUGCAACAUAGGUAAACCCCUCAACUGGCUGAAUUUGACUGCAGGAAAAUCCCUCCCUGGCCUCAAAUAUGGCAACUGAGUUACUCUACAACAAGGUCAUCCAUAUGCAUUGUCUGCUUAACUUCAAGUGGGGCCAAAUUUAUACAGUGUUGGAGGGUGGGAUGUCUUAUGCUGACUGUGCUGCUGUCUUCAAAGCUCCGCCCUAAAGUCUGGCCAGUUUGAAUAAAAAUUAGGAAAGAAUCACAUCACUUCCCAUGGCCAGCUACAACUGAUGACGCCGUCAUCCAGCCCUGUGGGAGGUUUGGGGCACCCCCAGAUCACCCACGGCUGUGCCAAGCCACAACUGCUGCUGCCCACAGAAACCAUAAGGCUUUUUGAAAGGCAGUCUCAUAGGAGUAGCACAUGACAAACUGUUUCUGCUCUAAAUAGUUAUCAAGCAAAAUAUGAAAUGUUCUUUUAAUGUCUUUUUAAAGAGUUCAGCAGCCUUUGAUAUUGUAGAUCCAGGAGGGUGUUGAUUUAGAAAAUAUGCACUUAAUUAACAGCAAGACCCCUUAAUAGGCAAGGCAUAAGUAAUUGCAUGUGUUAAGAAUGUAAGAAGUACCCUUUUGGGACAGAGUAUUUCAUCAGCAUUAUUUGCAAGUAGGCUAGUAACACCCAGAAAUUGACCAGUAGGCCCCUAAUUCAGUGUAAUCUGUCUUCUGCUAUCUCUUGUUGUUGGAAUUCAUCUGUCUUGAAAGAUAAUGAAGUGUGCCCCUGGGGGCACUGUAUGGAGGUACUGGGCUGCCUAGACAACAAGACCCUAUUCUUGGUCUCACUGAUGUAGUCCAAAGGAAAGCAGAGCACUACGUUUGGCUCCAGCUUGACUGCAGAAGUUGCCAGAAGAUGAUGUAUAAGGUAUCAUCCAACUGUGUUAGAGACUCCACUCCAGAUUUGUGUAGGGUUAUCUCCUUAGCCUUUUCUUCAUCUUCUGCAAGGCAGCACAGGUUUAGGACCAGAGUUUUCCUUCUAGUUGGGCUACCUUCCCAGGUUGAUGAGACUCAUCUGGCCCUUCUCUCUACAGCAUGUGCAGGAACUGCCUUCUUGACUGUUGAACCCACUAUUCCUCUUGUCUGCUCAAAUCCACCUCACUGAGACCCAUUGACUACUCUCACCUGGUUUAGCCAGCCAGUUCCCAGGGUAUGGCUGCUGUCGCAUGCUGACAGCUUCUAGGAGCCACAGGCAAGAGCUGAGUGCAGGAUGGGGACCAAAGGUGGACAAACUACCCCAGAAGGUGUCCCCCACCAGAGAUACUACCCUAUACACCCCUCUAAAGCUACCAUUGCUUUAGAAAAGAAAGCCCUUUUGGGUUAAAAGUGUCAUGGGAAAACCUCUGGUAUGGUUGCUAGAUAGUUUGGCAGUGUUUGAGAUAGCACAUUACAAAUUUGUUUUGUAACUUGACCUUUGGUUUGAACUUCAAAUGAAUAAUUAUAAGUGGAUAAAUGUGACAUGUGUUUGGAAUUUCAGAAGAAUUAAUAUUGCAUACAUACCAAAUUCCAUUGUUGGCCAGAUAAUGUGAGUUCUCGGCUUAGCUCACCUGUUUGAUGUCCCCAUUGAUGAUUGAGAGAUUACAGUGAAACUUGGUAUGUAUGGAUUGUAUCCAGUUGUGUACCUCCCUCUGCUCAGAGAACUCUCUGUGAGCAGAAGCGGCAGGGACUUCCCGCUCGGAAGGGAUGAAAGCAGAAAUCAGCAAAAAUGGCCUCCCCCUUACUGAGGGAGGGUUUGCACAAUGUUGGAUUUUUGGGUGUUAACUUGUAACUGUGGUUUGGGUAUAAAUUACUCAGUUUGGAGGCGGCACAAAACACUGGGUUUGCGGCACAAAACAAGCACAGAACUUUAGUAUCAGUUCGGAGGGGAUCCAAAAUUUGGGGUGAAGCUUUUUUCCCUUCUUAAACCCAGGAUGUAGCAGAUUCACCAAAUUUGAAUUUUCACUGACAGACACAGAACCUCUUUUAGCUUAUAAAUUGUUGUUUACCAUUGGAAAACAGGGAGUGAGGGGAGCAGUAAGUUAACUGAAGACGACAUUGAAAGCAGCCAGGAGCAUGGACAAGAGUUAUUAUUAAUCAGUAGGGCUGGGUGUUAUCUGCUUUUAAACAUCGUAAUAUAUCACCAGCCAAACCUUGCAAUAUCCUGAUAUAUUAUGAUGUCAGAAGGGAGGAAAGAAGGUGGGGAGGAAGACAGCAGUUGCCCCCUGCCCUUGGUAGCUGGCUACACAGAUGAUCAGUGCCACUGUGCACAGCUUCUGCCGCUUCCCGACAAGACCUGGUGAGUGCAUCAGCCAGGGCUCCAUAUAGCACCAUGCAUGCAAGCACGGAGCUUCGGGGCGCCACCGGUUUCCCUGGUAGCACCAGCUGCAGCUCACUCUGACAAUCGCCUCUUGCUGCCAUGGAACACCAUUUAAUCUGUCAGAUUGUUGUAGCUAAGCUAACGUCCUAAUAUCAUUUUGUUGGAUAACUUUGAAGUUUUUGCUGCUUAUGGAAGUGAUAUAGGAACAUGGUAGCCAUCAGUUUGGUGUAAAACAUCUGCAUUUUUGUUCAUGAUCCAAGCUUAUUUUUAUGUAUUAAAGAUUAAUUUGCUCAUCUAAGUUGUUUUUUGCACUAAACUUGGCAGGCAUUUGUGGUGCCAUAGAUGCACUGAUCUGGAAAAACAGCUUUUAAGCAUACUCCACUUGGCACUUUAUUAAAGGUGCUUAACUCCUUACAGGGAAAAUGGGUACACAAAGGUAUGUUACAGAAUUGGAUGAGCAUUCCAGCUUUCAUUCAUAGUUUCUUGUGGUGUAUGAAGCAGGCCGAAGUCACAAAAUGCAUUCAAUGUGACUGAAAUGAUUUUAUAGCACACAAACAUAGUACUAGUGCUUCCUUUGCAGCAAGGAAAACUGGCUGCUUUGAUAAGGCCUUUGAUAUGGAAGAUACAAGUUCUUCCCCUUCUUUGAGCAAAAAACCUCUUGUAUGGCCUCAGUGAGGAGACUAGAAGCUUUCAAUUUUGAUAGCAACUCACUAUGUUUACUUUUUUGCAGCUGAACCUGGACAAACUGUGGUUAGCCUUUAAGUAGAAUUUAGAGCAAUAAUAAUAAUAAUAAUAAUAAAUUUUAUUUAUAUCCCGCCCUCCCCAGCCGAAGCCGGGCUCAGGGCGGCUAACAACAAUAAAACAGUACAAAAGUACAGCAUAAACAACAGUCUAAAAUCAUUCGUUAUAAAAUUAAUUAAUUCAAGCCACUGGCAACCAUUGGGCCAGAGCUCCGCGAAGAUUGCCGAGGGAGGGAGUCAGGCUGUGCCCUGGCCAAAGGCCUGGUGGAACAGCUCUGUCUUGCAGGCCCUGCGGAAAGAUGUCAAGUCCCGCAGGGCCCUGGUCUCUUGUGACAGAGUGUUCCACCAGAUCGGAGCCACAGCCGAAAAGCCCUGGCUCUAGUUGAGGCCAGCCUAACUUCUCUGGGGCCUGGGACCUUCAAGAUGUUUUUAUUCGAAGACCGUAAGUUUCUCUGUGGGGCAUACCAGGAGAGGCGGUCCCGUAGGUACGAGGGUCCUAGGCCGUAUAGGGCUUUAAAGGUUAAAACCAGCACCUUAAACCUGAUCCUGUACUCCACCGGGAGCCAGUGCAGCUGGUAUAGCACCGGGUGAAUGUGAUCUCGCAGCGAAGACCUCGUAAGGAGUCUCGCUGCAGCAUUCUGCACCCGCUGGAGUUUCUGGGUCAGUCUCAGGGGCAGCCCCACGUAGAGCGAGUUACAAUAAUCCAGUCUGGAGGUGACCGUCGCAUGGAUCACAGUGGCUAGGUCAGGGCGAGAGAGGUAAGGAGCCAACUGCUUAGCUUGGCGGAGAUGGAAAAAUGCCGCCUUUGUUAUAGCUGCAAUCUGCGCCUCCAUGGAAAGGGAGGUGUCGAAGAUUACACCCAAACUCUUAACGGACGGUGCUGGCACUAAUUGCCCCCCGCAAGAGAUGGGAGUUGCCCCCCCAAUCCCAUAUCGCCCCGUCCCAGCCACAGGACCUCUGUCUUCGAAGGAUUUAGCUUCAACCGGCUCCCACGAAACCAUCCAGCCACAGCUUCCAAACAUCUAGUCAGUGUGUCUGGGGCCGAGUCAGGAUGGCCAUCCAUCAACAGAUAGAGUUGGGUGUCAUCGGCAUACUGAUGGCAACCCAGCCCAAAACUCCGAACAAGCUGGGCGAGGGGCGCAUAAAGAUGUUGAAAAGCAUCGGGAGAGUAUCGCACCCUGAGGUACUCCACACACCAAGGAGUGGCGCGAUGACAAUUCCCCCCCAAGCGCCACCCUCUGUCCCCGACCAGAGAGAAACGAGCGCAGCCAUUGAAGGACUGUGCCCUGGAUCCCCACGUCGGCAAGGCGGUGGUCUAGAAGUUCGUGAUCGACCAUGUCGAAAGCUGCUGACAGAUCUAGAAGAAUCAGCAGCCCCGACCCGCCUCGAUCCAGCUGUCUACGAAGAUCAUCUGUUAGGGCAACCAGAGCCGUCUCGGUCCCAUGACCAGUGCGGAAGCCGGACUGGAAUGGAUCCAGAGCCGAUGUUUCAUCCAGAAAACCACCAAGCUGUUCAGCAACCGCUCUCUCAAUCACCUUACCCAGGAACGGAAGAUUCGAAACCGGGCGGUAAUUGGAUAGAUCUAAAGGAUCUAAUGAUGUUUUCUUUAAGAGCGGGCGCACCACUGCCUCCUUCAGUUCCCCUGGGAAUGUCCCCGUGCCAAGGGACAAAUUGAUGAUAUCCCCAGGAGGGCCCGCACCUCGCCUGGACACGCUCUAAUCAGCCAAGACGGGCACGGGUCGAGAGGACAGGUGGUGGGCUUUCCAGCUCGGAGGAGUCUGUCCACAUCGGCUGGGGAUAUCCGGUCGAAGUGGUCCAAUACUGGACCCGAGGACAGUCGAGGGGCCUCCAGUUCCUUUAUUGUAUCCAAAUUGGCCGGGAGGUCAUGGCGGAGCAACAAGACCUUCUCCGCAAAAAAGCUCGCAAAUGCCUCACAGCUGUGUGUCAAAUUGUUAUUUAAAUUUGGCUGUCCCUCAAGGGACGUUAAAGACCUGAUUAUACUAAAUAAUUGCGCCGGGCGAGAGCUUGUGGAUGCAAUGGAGGCUGAGAAGUAUGACUUCUUAGCAGCCUUCACCGCCAUCUCGUAGGUUUUCAUAAAAGCCCUAUAAGAUGUUCUUGAGGCUCCGUCACGGGCACCCCGCCAUACUCGCUCUAGCCGUCUGAGGUCCCGCUUCAUUUUCCGGAGCUCCUCGGUAAACCAGGGAGCCCGGUUUCUGCGGGGUCGCAGAGGGCGCUUAGGUGCGAUCUCAUCGAUGGCUGCCAGGAGCUGGGUAUUCCAGCCCUCAACAAGCUCAGUCAAUGAGUCGCCAGGGGAGCAAGGUCCCGCAAGGCUUGGCGGAAUCUAUCAGGGUCCAUCAGCCUCUGCGGGCGAGCCCAAAUCGGCUCGCCACCUAAGCAGGGUGGGGGUGGAAAGUCAAUCCUGGCUUUCAGAGCGUAGUGAUCAGACCAUGGCACCUUCAUCGAAGGAGACAUGAUCACAUCUAUACCUACGCCAAAGAUCAAAUCCAGCGUGUGGCCUGCUUGAUGUGUGGGGCCCGAAACAAACUGGGAGAGCCCUAGUGUCGCCAUGGAAGACACCAGGUCCAGAGCCUGUGAGGAGGGAGUGGCAUCAGCAUGGAUGUUAAAGUCCCCCAAUACCAAUAGGUUAGGGAACUCCAAGGCCCAGCCGGCCACCGCCUCCAAUAGGCCUGACAGGGUGGCUGCUGGUGCGCUAGGUGGCCGGUACACCAGCCAGACAGCCAAGCUCUCCUCGGAGCCCCACACUAGGCCAACACAUUCAAUGCCGGGGAUCGAUGGCGAUGGUAGAGCCCUGAAAGGACAAUCUUCCCGGAUUAAUAAUGCCACCCCCCGGCCCACAGUCCGCGACUGGUGGAGGACGGAGAAACCCGGGGGCGCCAUCUCUCGUAAGGUAACUGUUGCCCCUUUGCGCACCCAGGUCUCCGUCACACAAGCCAGGUCGACCCCCUGCGAGAUAAAGAAAUCUCGCAGGGUGGCGGUUUUAUUGCCUAUAGACCUGGCAUUGCACAGCACCAGUGACGGAGGUGAGUAAUCCUUGCUCACCCUACCCUCGUCCCUUGGGAUGGGGCGCAGAUUGGAAGGGGUACGAGCGUAUCCAUAUCUCGAUCCCCUUCGCCUAUAACAUCUGCCCCCACCGCCAUACCUCCCUCGCCCUCCACGGUAGCAAUCCCAGGCCUCAUGGUAGCCUCCAUUGAUGGCAUUCUUUCGCAGCCUAAAACAAUAAAACCUUAAAACAAUAAAAACAAAAAACAAAACAACCCAGAAAACAAUAAAACAAUACAAAUAAAAACUGCAAAAAUUACAAAUUCAUCAAAAUCUAACAAAUUCCCAAGCCCACCCAAACAUCCAUCCCACCCCCAUAUAUAAAAAAUCUAAAGGGAAAGGAAAAUAUUUAAUAAUAAUAAUAAUAAUAAACAUGUUAAAAAGAACUCUGCACCCCUCCGGGUCCUCCUGGGCAGUAGCAGCAUCAGUGGCAACAACCAUACUUGUGAAGCCCCACCCUGGGCCAGAUAGUAAGUGGCAGGAGCAGUCCUUGUGAGGCCUGCCAGGCCCUCCCUGGGCUAGGUGGUAAGUGGCAAGAAGGAGCAGGGCCCUCAGGUGCUCACCACAGGGGAGUCUUCCUGGGCAGCAGAGCAGUCCUUGUGAGGCUUCAGGCCCCGCCCCAGGCCAGAUGGUAAGUGGCAAGAGCAGGGCCCUCAGGCACUCACACAGGGGAGUCUUCCUGGGCAGCAGAGCAGUCCUUGUGAGGCUUCAGGCCCCGCCCCAGGCCAGAUGGUAAGUGGCAAGAGCAGGGCCCUCAGGCACUCACCACAGGGGAGUCCCCCUGGGCAGCAGAGCAGUCCUUGUGAGGCUUCAGGCCCCGCCCCAGGCCAGGUGGUAAGUGGCAAGAAGGAGCAGGGCCCUCAGGCGCUCACCACAGGGGAGUCUUCCUGGGCAGCAGAGCAGUCCUUGUGAGGCUUCAGGCCCCGCCCCAGGCCAGGUGGUAAGUGGCAAGAAGGAGCAGGGCCCUCAGGCACUCACCACAGGGGAGUCUUCCUGGGCAGCAGAGCAGUCCUUGUGAGGCUUCAGCAACAAGUCCACUUCAAACUUGGUUUAAAACCCUGGGUUGUUUUCCUAAACUAUAGUUAAUGCUAAUCACAGUUCUUUCUUUGGACAAAAUGAGUCACUGUAGUUAGUUGAAAACAGAAGUGAAAGCUGCUGAUCUCUUCCUUGCAUCCAUAGCAUGGGAGGGAGGUGUUUGUGAACCCAACACGCACCCAGGCUCACUUCUGUAGAGCAGCCAAGGUGGAUAAAAAUAAAUGAUUUUUUUAAAAAAAUAAUCAGAUUUUUUAAAAAAAAUAAAUUGGAUUUUUAAAAUAAAAUGCUUUUGGAGGAAAAGAUAGUGUUCUAUUUAAGUUACAUUAUACAGUGGUACCUCGGGUUAAGUACUUAAUUCGUUCCAGAGGUCCGUUCUUAACCUGAAACUGUUCUUAACCUGAAGCACCACUUUAGCUAAUGGGGCCUCCUGCUGCCGCCACGCCGCCGGAGCCCAAUUUCUGUUCUUAUCCUGAAGCAAAGUUCUUAACCUGAAGCACUAUUUCUGGGUUAGCGGAGUGUGUAACCUGAAGCGUAUGUAACCUGAAGCAUAUGUAACCCGAGGUACCACUGUAGUCCAAAGGCUAUUCAUCAGGAAAUAAGGAUUUGUUUUAAGCUUUUCAUGUGUGCUAAAACUAAGUCUGGUGGUGGUGUUUUUUAAAAAAAUCAUUUAACCACAUCAGUUAACAAACAUUGAUACACAUGCUAUAAUGUAUAUUGUUUUAGUUAAAUAAAUUGUUUAAAUUGUUACUAAGGAAAUGAUUAUUUUUCUCCUUCCAAUAAAGUACAGCAGAAAAGUUGUCCAAAAAUAAACAAUAAUUUACCUGUCUUUGUAUUUCUAAUUGUAUAACCAAAUCAGUAAUUUUUGAUAUAACUGUAAAAACUACUCUGAAAAUUUAUUAUUCCAAAAAUGAAAUCUUCAUCUGGUUGUAAAUAUUAAGAUUAUACCAGAAAUAUAAUCAUUUUUUAACAGUCUUUCUGUAAAAAAAUGAUUUAAAUCAAGUCUUACUGACUAGUGAUUUAAAUCACGGCUUACUGACUAGUGAUUUAAAUCGUGAUUUAAAUCAAAUCCACCCUGAGAGCAAUGCUAUGAUGUAGUGUUAUGUCUGACCCCAGACAUUUUAUUGUGAGUAGGUUGAGCUUGGGAUGCAAGAAUCCCUAGGCAUGGGAGCUGCCACUGACUCCAGUGAGUAAGCUUCCCCAAUGUUACACUGAGUAAAUAUCUUGUGUGAGCAGAUAUUUGUGCAGAUGGGAGCCUUUAAUAACAUUGGCUUUUAAUCUGGAUUCUUCACUGGAGUGGAGUGUACUUGCCUUAUGCUACGUGCAUGCAUUAAGGACCUGGCCUGUUGUCCCAGGAUAUACGGCAUAUUGGUAUCUAAACUUUAUAGGUUCAGCAGCUAUGUUUUAAUUAUUUCUCACUGUGUUUGUAACAAGGAAACGAGUAAAAAAAAAAAAACUUUUAAGUGCCUACUAUUAUAAAUAAAAAGUAGGAAUUGGAGAGUAUGAAUUCUUAUUUGUGUCCUAGCAUUAUGUGAUUAUGUGUUACAAUAAGACAUUAUGAUUGAAUCUGUGCAGAUAUAUUCAGCUGCAAAUAGUUCUAUAAGCUGUUCCCUAUAAGCUAUUGCCAUAGUGUUAUAUACUGCCAUAAUGAUUCUGUGUUAAAACCAAGGAUAUUUCACAAUCCAUUGUAUUAAGAGCAUGCCUGUGCAAGUCUUACUCAUAAUUUCCCAUCCAUCCCACUAUAAUAAUGAAAUUAUGCACAUUUAGCUGUAGAUACCCUGUGGGUGAAGAAGAUGUGAACACUCAAGCAGUACUUUAGAUAUAUUGAGAAAGGCUUCAUACCUGCUUCAAGCUUCCCUUUAGCUGUCUUUGAAUUAGGCCCCAUAGAGGCAGCAGAACAUUUUUGGUUUGGCUAUGGAAUAAUCUGCCAUUGUUCGAUAUGGUAGAUAACUAUGAAGGUGAACACUAAGACUGAAAUAAUGGCUUGCAGGCCCACUGAACUAAUUUUUGUUGUUGUCAGGUGUAGCCCCCUUUUGCGGAGCAAAUUUGUAUUUGCAUCAAUUUCAUUCUUUCAGUCUCCUUUAAAUUGUUUCCUGCUUGGCAGGGGGUUGGACUCGAUGGCCCUUGUGGUCUCUUCCAGCUCUAUGAUUCUAUGAAAUUUAUUGUAGUCCACAGACUGCUUAAUUGUGUACUAACAAUAUGAAACUUACUGGUUGGACAGAGAAAAUGUAUAUUUAGCUGCAUUGAUGCCAGAGAAGUUAGUCCACCAACAAUGAACCUUAAAAACAUGUCUCAUUAAUCCAUAGCUGGACAGAAGGCUUCUCAGAUUUCAUGAACACCAGCAUACAGCAAUGCCUAGUGGUACCUCGGGUUAAGAACUUAAUUCGUUCUGGAGGUCUGUUCUUAACCUGAAACUGUUCUUAACCUGAAGCACCACUUUAGCUAAUGGGGCCUCCUGCUGCUGCUGCGCCACCGCUGCACAAUUUCUGUUCUCAUCCUGAAGCAAAGUUCUUAACCCGAGGUAAUAUUUCUGGGUUAGCGGAGUCUGUAACCUGAAGCCUAUGUAACCCGAGGGACCACUGUAUACAUUGUCAGUGACAGUGCAUAAAAAAUGCAUUCUGCAUGGCAAUGAAGUUGGCAAGAAGGCCCACUUCUCCGUCUCCACUGCAUCCAGUAGAGCUUUUCUGUAUUGUCCAGGGUCUGCUAACAUCUACUCCUGACAAAAACAUGUUAGACUCUUCAGAAGCCCGUUGUGGCUUGUUUGCCAAGACACUUUGAGGAUAAUGUUGUUCUGCUCCAUAGCAAUCCUAAUGUCACAUCCAUAUUCACUGCAUUCUCUCUCUCUCUCUCUCUCUCUCUCUGUGUGUGUGUGUGUUCGUGUGUGUCUGUGUGUUCAUGUUCAUGUGUUCAUUCUGUUCCUCUACGGUACAAGCAGAAAUGCCCACCCCACACCUCUUUCCUCCUUCGUGUUUUUAUAGUUUUGUAUGUUAAUAGAAAACAAAACAUGAACCCCAUUUGAACUGCCUAUUAAAGAUGUUAUUUUAAUACAGUUUACCUCUUAAUGAGUGGAUGAAUGAAAGUAGGCUUGCCCAUUGUGUCAGACCCAGGAGUAGCUCAUUGCUGAGCAAGAAUUUGAACACAAUUCUUCCAAGAUGCAACUUAAUCUGCUGGACUACAGUACACAUCUCAGUACGCAUCUCAUUCUCUCUGUAAGAUCUUCCAGACCAUGGGUCAGUUGCUGGCAGAUAUAACUGCAGAAAUGGCCUCAAUUGUACUGCUCAUUAUUUGUCAAUAAUUUGUACUAUUGGUACCUACUCCUUCACCCUGGAAUAGUUUUAAGAAGGACUUCAUAAUUUCAUAUUGUCAUAAUUAUCAAUUAAUGUAGGCUACUUCACAUCAGGAAAUACGGUACAUUUGUUACUUGACCAGUCAAAUAACAGUUGUGUAUUUAAUGGGGCUAAGUAUGUCUAUUCAGAAGAUCCACUAUUUAGCUAUAUCUGUAACAAAGAAGCUAGACGUGUACUAUUUGCAAAAACAAUAACCCUCUUGCUAAUUAAAAUUCAGCGGUAUUCUAAAUUAUUGUAAUCUGUUGUUGGUUUUUGUUUAUAAUUAACAUUGCUCUAACCAGCAUACAAAUUAAAUGUAAAAAAAAACUAAACAAGUUCCUGUCAUUGUUUUACAUUGUAGCUUGUGGAUUUGCAAGCCAAUACUCGGAGAUAGAUGUUUUUGACAAAAUAGGAAUCUACAGGGCUGUAAUUCUGUGCACAUCAAUUAUUUAUGCACAUUUUUAUGUAAAUUAAUAGGAGGCUAAAUCAUGGUUUAGCAUUACUUCUGAAUGUGGACAUUGUUGUCUUUAGUCUAACAGAACUGUUGUAGGGAUAGAAAAUAUUUCUUUCUUUGGUGGAUUAUUUUUUUAGUAGAUGUCUAGCCUGCAAACCUAUGCACACACAUACUAGGAUGUAUAUGCCACUAGAUUGGGGGCAGGUCUUGUUUCUAAGACAACAUGUGUAUAGCUGGGCUGUUACCUUAGCUUUGCAUUCUAGUUUUCCAUAUUCCAUAUUCUUCAAAUUUUCCAUUAUCCGGAUUUUGUCAGAGUGUUCAAGAGAAACAUUUUUCUUCAUUGGAAGCUAUCUCUGUUGGGCCUUUAAAAAUGUGUACUGACCCAAUUUUUUGUUUCUCCAGAGGAGGAGAUAGGUUCCAGCUGGAAGCACUCCAAUGUCUUCUCUAAAGUCAGAAAGCAUGCUUCUUGUUCGGAAACUCUCUCUGGAGCCUAGAAAAAUAUGUAAACAAAAGAAACAUUUUGUUGCAUUGGAGAAGAAUUUGGUGGCCCUUUUCUCUGUUGUUUACUAUUUUAGAACUGCGAGUAAACUUGAAAGUAUGUAGAGAAUCAUCUACUGUUCACUACUAGCUGGUUCACACAUGCGUGUUAAUCAUUCAGUGACUGUAGCAUUAAAUCAUUAUUUCUGUGUAUGCAUCCUUUAUUGCUGAUCAAGCACCACAGAUGCAGUUUUCCCCCCCUAAAACAGAGCUUUUCAGUAGUUCACAUAUCCCUUCUAGGUAGUAAUUAGAAAUAAAAUUAUGUAUAAAACAUGUGUGAGGCAGCCCUUACUGACUUCAUUUGCCACAACCUACCAGCCAGAAAAUGAAACCCUUAUGUUUAUUAGAAAAGUACCUUUACUGCCCCUCUCCCCGCUGAAUUAUGUUCUUCAGGAUCAGCGCAACUCAGUUGAAGCCUUAUAUGGGGUGUUCUCUCGUUACAGUAUUUGGGGAAGGUCCACGUCUCAGUGAUGGAGCAUUGGCUCUGCAAUUAGUCCCAGGUUUAAUGCUCAGCAUCUCCAGAUAGGGCUGGAAAAGUCUCCUGCCUGAAAGUACUCUUGCAGCCCACUUAGCAUUAAAAGUUAGACUGCCCUGGAAUAUGCAGCCCUUUUAUUGGGAGGUUUUUAAUGCUUGGUGUUUUAUGUUUUUAGAUAUGCUGUAAGCCGCCCGGAGUGGCUGGGGAAACCCAGCCAGAUCGGCUGGGUAUUAUUAUUAUUAACCAGUCACCGGGAGUCUGCUAGUCUCUUGCUAAUUUGCCAGUAAUUUCCAUAUUAUACAAGUGAUACUUCACUUUAUUGCUUUAAUAAUUUGGUCAAAAUUUGUGGAACAAAUAUGGAUCAGAACUAGACAUAGAAAAGCCUAAAUCCUUCUCACCUCUCUAACAGUAAUUCAGAAAUAUUUGUGUGUCAGCUAAAAAGAGAAAAUAACUUGUUUUGCUACAUUAUUGCUAAUAAUGUCAGUGCAACCUAUGAUUAUAGAAGACACCAGUGAUCUAUGAUGAAACUGGUUAAGAUAAACUUUUUGCAAAGAAAGGGUUUUUAUUUAAACUGAAAAGUACAGUGGCUAGCCUUUUCUGUAUUAUUAAUGGCACUGCAAGCUUUAAUCAGUUUAGACGGCAAUCUAUUAAAGACUCUAUAGAGGUUUUGGUUGUGCAGAUUUAUUUAUUGAAAUGUGAUGAUGAUGAUGUUGAUAAUAAUAAUAAUAAUAAUUUAUUUGUACCCCGCCUAUCUGGGCAGCUUCCAAGAAAGAUUAAAAAUACAUUAAAAUGUCAGACAGUAAAGGUUGAAUAAAUUUAAAUUCCAUUUCAUGGUAGUUGAUUGAUAGGCACAAUCCUCAGCAAUUUUUAAGUUCUGUCAAAUAGUAAAGUUAUGUUUUUUGUUUGACCAGUUUUUUUCUUUGGUGCAAACUUUUGUAUUCAAUAAGCUAUUCUUCAGGUGUGGUAGUUAAGAGAAAAUUAAAAUAAACUACUUACCCAUCUUUGCUGAAAGUUGCUUCUUCUCACAGUUGAAUACAAGAAUUCUAGAUGUGAUGCAAGGUGUUAGUGUGUAUAUCUGUGUAUAUGACCUGUGUCCAACAAAAAAAGGAAUGGGCGGAUUUAGUAGGCCGCUCAUGUGCAUGUGCUGGUGUACCAAACUUUAGAAUCUUAAAAUAUUUAUAGAGAUAAGCAUGGAGAUAUGCAAGGUAAAUUUGGUAAAAUGUUCACAGGAAAGCCAUCGUUAGUCAAACUUGAAUAAAACAUACAAGACAAAAGAUUUUUUUAUCAUGUGUACAGAUGUAGAAAAAGGGAAGGAAGCAGAGAUGGUUUUUUCUCUAUUACAAGAGAGCUUACAGAUAAAUGUGAAUGUGUUGGAGAAUUUAGGGGAUUUCUGAGGAUAUGAAUUUGCAUGCGGUAUGCAAAUAAAGCUCAAAGAAUUCUGUAGUUUUUCUUUGUUUUGUGCUUACAAAUGAAUACAUAAAGUAAUCAUGACUGAUGGUGUGGAAAGAGCCACACCUUAAAAAUUCUUUUUCAAAAUCAUGUUUCUUAAUUCAAUAAAAAUUAGAAUUAGGAUAGGUUUGGUGAUGGGAAAUCGUUCUUGACAAAUCUCCUUUAAUUUCAUAUUGAUAACUUUUAAAUAAAACCUCUUUCGAUACACAUGAUCACCAAAUGCAUUAAAAAAAAAGAAAGUACAGAAAGGUUUUCAUUUUGUAAACCAGCAGCUCUAUAUUGGUGUAGUAGGCAAAGGGUACCAAUAAAUCAGCAACAUGUCCAUCCCUUUGAAGAUCAAAUGCAUUUUGCUUGCAUUCAUUCAUUUCAGCAUCAGCAAUGACAACUUACUGUUUCUCCUGUGUUGACAAAAAUUGUUAGCUGUAGCUUUUGCUCUGGUAGGGGCAGGUUUGUUUGCACCCCCUUAUGACACCCCACCCCCUGUUAAUCAUGGGUGAUUUAGUUGAGAUUCCUGCAUUGCAGGGGAUAAUACUAGAUGACUCUUCAGGGCCCUUCCAACUCUACAAUUCUGUGACACUGACAUGGCUCCCUAGGGAAGCUGGUAAGGUAGUCCUUGCUUUUUGGACCUUUAACAUUUCAAGACCUAGACUGAAGGCAAGUGGGAGGUCCUCCCAAAAAACUGAGCAAUGUGAAAAGUGGCACAGAGGCUGCAGACGGGAAGAGGAAUUGACAAAAGUAAGCUCUCCCCUUGAGCCAACAGAGUCCCUCUGGGGAAUCAAAAGCCCUUCUGCAGAUGGAAGGAGCCCUUCUCUUUGUGGAUGAAGAAGUUUGGCUUCUACCGAUGGUUUGUGCAAUGUGCUCAGAGAAUGUACAAAAUUCGGCCAUAGACACAUGGAAUUCUAGAAUUGCAAGGGACUAUGAGAGUCAUCUAGUCCAACCCUCUGCAAUACAUGAAUCUUUUUGCCCAACGUGGGGCUCAAACCCAUGACCCUGAGAUUAAGAGUCCCAUGUUCUGCCAACUAAGCUAUGAAAAUAUACACAAAUGCCCCAAGGCCUGCCGGAGACAUGUGUACAAUUCCAUCUUCAUAGACAAAUGAUGUGCACAUUCACCUUAAGUCAUGCUGAAUGUGUUAGCAUGGUUCGUUGUUAUUCACAUCUUAAGCAAGUAGCCUGGAGUAAUGCACCUCAGGCACAGGGCCUAAUGCAGCCCUCCAGACCUCUUUAUCCAGUGCUUCAGACUCUCCCCAGGAAAUAUGCCCCAACAGGCCUGUUCUCAUUCUCUCAAGUGUUUUUGAACUGGGAUAAUGUAUCCUGCUUGCCGGGAUGGAGGUACUGGGAGGGGAGGGAAGAGGCUUUAGAAGAGCCCCAUCAAUGAGGCAAGGACUUUCACUUGUGCAGCAAGGCUUCCUCCCUUCCACUCUGUUCCCUAUGGAAUUGGACCACAAUUCCCACUUCUCUCAACUCCAAAAUAGACCCUGUCUUAAUUGUAUUCCUUUGCUAGAUUUCAAAGAGUUGUGGGGGAAACCAUUAUUUUCAGAUAUCAUAUUUUAUUGCCUUCCAUAAGAUAAUCUAGCUCCCUCCAUACCCAAUUCAAACUGUUGCUUCCCUUGAUAGUAAAAGAAGCCAUAUAAUAAUCUGUUUUCCUUGCUGUUUCUUCAGCUACCCACCAGCCACAGACUUAAACUUGACAUGCUUCUUUCUACCCCGCAGUAACUGAUUUGCUUCUUGGAUUUGCCAACAUCUACUAAAGCACUUGUUAGCACAGACAGCAUGCCUAUUUUCCUUCUACCUGUGUUUCUCUUUAGUUAUUUAUCCAAUAGAAUACGGUAUGAGAAAAGAAAGAGGGCAAAAGGGUUCAUUUUAAAGUGGCGUUUUAAAAUAUUAAAAAACUACCAGCUUAAUUAUUCAUUUCCUUCAGGCUUAAACAAGAGAACAAGUAGGCUUCUCUCCACUGCCUAGGGUUAAUUCACAUGCAUGCUUGCCAUAAAUCAAAUUGCACAAGUUGGCCCAGAGUGGCAGAGCCCUGCUCUACCUCUAGGCUCUGAGAUUAGUGCUAUUUAAACACGCAUUUCUGGAAGCUGGGACAAUCUUGGAGGACAAUCUUCAAUAAGAAUGAAUACUGUGUCUAGUUCUUGGCACCACAGUUUAAGAAGGAUUGACAAGUUCUUCCUGACAUUUAGUUGGAAUCUCCUUUCUUGUAAUUUGAAGCCAUUGGUUUGGGUCCUACCCUAUAGAGAUUCUUGGGUAGAAGUCAUGGGCUUUAAAUGUGCGUUGGAUGUGCUUUAAAUGUCCCAUGUGGCUCUAAAACUUUGAUACUUGGUCAUAAACUCUCUGAGAGAACUCAAAGACAUUUUAGUGUAGUCUUAGGUCCUCAUUAUGAAUCAGCAGGAUUUGUGACAGGAAUAUAAGGUGCCACUGUGGAGCUAUUAAAGCAGUUUGUAAUUGGUGUUAACUAGUAGAAUUUUAGCAGUCGUUGAACUUUCAGUGACAUCUAUAGGAUUUAAAAGUAACUUGGCUGGAUUUUUUCAUAAAUGUUCUUGGUCAUAAAUGUUCUUGGGUGCUCCUUCCUCUCCUAGUUUAAUUGCAGAACUAAGCUAAAGAGUGGAGGCGUGACAAUUAUACAAUUAGUUUAGUUUUCAGAAAAGUGAAUUAGUCUGAGUCUUUAUAGUUUGAAAAAUCUCACAUGUACGUGAAUAAUUGAAGAAAGGUGAUUUGAUUGAGAUACCCAGCGUUUAGGUUUGUACUUUGCAGUGGUCUAAAACUUUAAGAACAUAAUUUAGUUUGUUGAUUACAAUUCUGGGUGUAAUACCAUACACAGGAAUGAAAAAAGUCACAUGACACAGUUAAUAUUCCUCAUCUCCUUGUCCUGCAUUGCACAGUGUUAAUAAUUCACACACCAUAAAUCAAACAUAACUUGCUCCUACAUGCCUACAUAUUUUUGAAAUAAGACUCCCCCACAGGCAAGCCUGUUCAGUUGUGGGGGCAGAAUUUGUUUAUAGGAGUUCUCCACGUUCUCUUUCUGAACGAGUACUUCCUGAGCCAGAGCUAGGUCUAGGAACCUUUUUCUAGGAAGAAUAUUGAAAUCAACUUUCUGUCUUGAGUAAGUGGGGAAAGUGAAUGAAUUUGUAGGUGUGUUGCUAAAAAUUAAACCUUUGAUGUGCAGAAACCUACCACUCUUCCCUUAAUACAUUUUAAUGAAAGUCUGCCCUACUUUGGGGACAAUUUGGUGUGAUCUAAAUACUGACAUGAUUUCCAUUUCAGGUAUACUAAACCACUAACCUUUGCUGACUGCAUAAGUGAUGAAUUACCAUUGGGAUGGGAAGAAGCAUAUGACCCCCAGGUUGGAGUCUAUUAUAUCGACCACAACACCCGUAAGUGUUAAAUGAUUCUGUAUGUAAUAAUAAUUCACACAUAUUAUAGCCAUCUAAUAAAAUCCAUCUGGGCGUCUCAUGUUGAGAUACAUCUGCACCUUGAAUUUGCUUGAUAUCCCUAACUCUACCAUACACUGAUCUCCUGCUUCAAAAUGUCUGGCUGGUCUGAUUCUUAUUUAGCUAAAGCAUGUAACUUUUUGUUGAUGAAUCAAAGCAUAUAUAUAUUAAUAAAAACAGAAUUGCUAUGCUUGUUCACAUUCUGUCCUUGUACAUUCCUGAUGCACCUUGUGAUUGAUACAAGGGACAUGAAUCCUCUAUUGCAGGUAUAUGACAGAGGGUUUUUCAUUAUUACUAAUGAGAAUUAGAUAAGAAACUACUUUCAAGUAUUACAUAUUAUAAACAUCCCACCUGAUCCAUUUCUUUCAUUGUUUCAUUUUUCCUUUUGAUUUGGAAUUCUGAGGAUACACCUGUUUCUUGAAUAUAGGCAUAAUUUUAGUGACUCCUCCCCCCCAAAAAAUCAUUCAAUUUUUUUCCUCAGAGUUUGCUGAUAUAUUUAAACAUAUUGUUAAGUUGUUAUUGGCUUGCAUAUGGAGUUGUUCCUUCUGUUCAUAGAGAGGUCUUUGAUCCUGUGGCACCUGGUGCUGGUGGGGGCAGGAGGUGAUUUUUGCCGCUCCUCCUACAUCCUUCCAUGCCACUUCCUACACUAGUUUGGAUGGUCACCCAAACCCUCCAGAGCAAGGGGGUGGCAAGGGAUCAGGCCAGAGCAUCCCAUGAGUGGAACUCUGCUCACAGGAUCUUUGGAUUGAAGACAUUCUCUUUAUUCAUACAAUUUCUUAUUUAUUUAUGACAUUUGUAUGGUUACCUCAUAACAUAAAUUGCUAUAGAGAAACUUUUCUUGUUGUAAACUUACUGCUUGGGUGUUAGUGCUUAGUGCAGUAGUGUUGAGCAAGGUGUAAAUGAUUUAAAACUGUCUGUUAAUGAAAUGUAAACUCAUCAUACAUCAUAGUGCACGCUAGGGUCAGUGAAUGUUACCUGGUAGCUAAGCUAGAUGGAAAGCCCCGUUAGUUCUAAUACUGAUUAGAAGUAUCUAUUUUGGAAAGUUGUUUGCUAUGUAUGUUGGCACCUCUUAAGAGAGGUGGAGUUUCCUUUGAUGGUCUCCACAUAACAGCUUUUGACUGUUUCAGCUGAUUGGACAGCCAUCCUUUACAUAAAUGGGCCAACAUGAAAACUCAUAUUGCACCUGCCUAGGCGUUGAAAAAAAUGCUCUGUUUCAUUCUGGAGUACAUCUCAACAGGUGCCUUGUCAUUGCUCAGUUAGAUACCUGCUGCAGUAGAGUGGCUUAGAUUCUGAACUAUGAACCAUAAAUCCCUGGUUCAAGUCUUGUUUCAGCUGUGAAAAGGUGGCCUUAGAAAAGCUACUUUUUGUUUAACCUCAGUUCUGUAUCUGUAGUAUAUGGUGUUUGAAGCACUUUAGACUGGUCGAAAGCUCAGAUCUUUAGCUGUCUACUCAAAGCAAGUCCCACUGAGUUCAGUAGAUGUUAAGUCUCAGUUAAAUGGCCAUACGAUUACAGUCAAAACCACUGUGAAAAUGCUAGCUGCUGCUAGUUAAAUAUAAAUCUGUGAGGCUUAGACAGAAAAAUUAAACAGUUGGAAAACCAGAAUCAGAUUUCAAUUGAAAGAAAAAAAAGUUAGUGUUGGCCCAUCCCAAAACCUGUAAUCCAUUUUGCUGCUAAGAUCUACUUUAUGUCAUGUUAUGGAAGUGAUAAAUUGAAAUUUUAUUAGUGAUAUAGUACAUUGAAAUUUUUAAAGUUUUAAAUUUAGUUAAGUGAACAUAAUACGUGCAUAUUAUAAAUAGGAAGCCUGGUUUUAAAAAUGUUUUUCUGGCACAGAUUCCUUCAUUCUAUUACACAGACCUUUCACUGGCCAAAAAUUGUGGUUUAUAUGGUGCUAUCUAAAGCAAAGAUAAUAAAAUGGAACUCAGAACCUAGAAUAUUCGCCUCCUGACUACAUUAUUAAUGAACAUUCUCACGAAGUAUUUUUCCCAGGGCUUCAUUUUGAGGAUAUGGGAAGAAGCAAAAAUUACUAUCUCUUGGCAUUUGUCUCUGACGCAAGCAACUGGGUUGUUCCUCAGACUCAAAAUAAUCUGAGCUUUCUUAAAUACUGCACAUAUUUGGCAUUUUGGUUUAAAAGACUUGUGAGUGCCCCAGUGGGCCAUUCUUCUAUAGCUGCUGGACUGAAUAAAAGCCAGUGCCUGAGUACUUGCCGAAGAUGAUAAUUUAUUUGUUUUUUGAAGUUUAAGGAAUACUAUAAGCCGUUGUUUUUUCGGAUGGAACUGACAGCUCUUUUUUUUUUUGCUGCUGCUGCUCCUCCUCCUCCACUCCUCCACUUUAUGAGGGGUGUGCUCCCCCCACCCCCUCUUUCAAAAUAAAGGAAGGCUCAGUGGCUUCCUCUGGCUAAGAGAGAGCUUUGGAGAAUGACUGUCUCCCAUGAAAGGAAACUCCUCCUUCCUCCUUUAUCCUCUGCAGCACCCACAGCAACGAGUAAACAUUGGGCUGCUGACAUAUUUUUCCUGCUUAUUGCCUGGUGUGGUAUCGGCUAGCUGUAUCCUCCAUCCACUUCUUUGAAGUUUUGGGGUUAACAUUUAGUGGUUUCAGGCUGAGAGCUGCCACACCCACACCCAAACCCACCCACUCCUAUUUGGUUUUUUGGCUGCUUCUGCGGUCUUUACCGUGACUGUUUCCGUUACAGGGGUUGCCUCUUCAGUUAGGAGCAUUUUGUUUUUCUUUCAGGCAAUAUAUACUCUCUGGUCUCUGGGAAGAGGUGUUUUGGGUUUUUUUACUCUCUUUUCUCCUCACCAAACUACAAUAAUUACAUUGUGACAUUUUCAAUUGUUAUUUUAGCAGGCUGUUAUCAGCCUGAGUAUUUGAGUUCAUUUUGAGUCUACACUUGCUGAGUUUGCAAUUAUUUUUACACUUGCUUAUUUUGAAAUUAGUUUUUAUCCUAUAUUUUGUUGCCCAGUUUUCUCUUUGCCUCAGUCCCUUCUUAGUACACUUAGAAAAUUUGACAGUGAAUGGUGGAAUCUUAUGCCUUUUCCUUCGCAACCCCCUCCAAAAAACAUCAAGAAAGAUUUCCUGAUUGUCAGAGGUGCAGGAAAACAAGGAACAAAAUUUCCUCAUUGGAGCUAUCCUGUUGCCCCUUCCUCACCCACCUCAUCAAGGAAAGGGGAAUAGGGAAAAGAAAGGAACAACAGAUUAUCCCAAUCCCAUUACUCCUUCCUUCCCCCCAUCAAGGAAGCUUUCCUGGUUGUCUGGGGUGGGAGAAAGGAAGAGGCACCACAAUCACCCUGUUAGAGAAAUCCCUUUGUUAGUUCCUUCCCCGCACCCUAAUAAAGAAAUAUUUCUGUCUUUCUGGGUGUGCAGGAAAUGAGGGGCAGCGGGAUAGGUCCAUUCGCUGUUUGUGAGCACUUGCUUUGUCCCAGGAGGGGGCUUUUUCCAUAUGUGUGUUCCACUUAUUACGCCACAUGUUUGCACUCACAAGUGUGCCACAGAAGAAUAGAUUUCUGCUGAGAAAGAUGGAGAAAUGCAUUCCUUUGCUUUGUGUGCGAGAGAGAUGUAUUUAUGGAUGGUAAGCUCUUGUGUGGGAGAGGAAGUGGAGCAGCCACCUCGCAAAUGGUCUUUGGACAACGACAGCAUCAAUGUUUGUGGAGAAGAAUCAAUAGUGUGUUUUCCAUCAUUUAGGACCAGCCAGUAGAGCAUGAGACUCUUAAUCUCAGGGUCAUGAGUUUGAGUCCCACAUUGGACAAAAGAGUCCUGCAUUGCAGGGAGUUAGACUAGAUGACCCUCAUGGUUCCUUCCAACUCUGUGGCACACACUGUGUGAUUCCAUAAGUACAUGCCUCAGUGUGGCACCCAUUUUGUCAGUAAGAACUACCGUAUUUUUCGCUCCGUAAGACACACUUUUUCCCUCUUAAAAUCUAAGGGGAAAUGUCUGUGCGUCUUAGGGAGCGAAUGUGUGGUCCCUGGGGCUGGAGGGGGGACCAGGGCUCCCCCCGCCAGCCCCACAAGCUCUGGGAGCAGCGGGAAGGCUCUGCGCAUCCUGUCCGCUGCACCCUGAGCUGCUCUUUGGGGCUGGGGGGGGAACCCGGGCUUCCCCCUCCAGCCCCGACAAGCUCCUGAGCAGCUCUGGGGUAGCCAGUGAAGCCUCCGCAGGGCAGCGGGAUGGAUGAAGGCUCCCCGCUGCCUUGCGGAGGCUUUGCGCCGCUAAGGCAGAAGCUAAAAUAGCUAGAGAGAACGCUGCGUUGCGCCUCCGCAGGGCAGCGGGGAGCCUUCAACCCGCUACCCUGUGGAGGCUUCGCACGGCUAUCCCUGGCUUUUUGCGAAAGCCAGGGAUAGCUGCACUCCCUUUAAAGAGCGUGCGGCUCUUGCAGGAGGUGGGGGAAGGGACAGAGCGAGGGUCUCUCACUUCCCCCACCUUCCGCAAAAGCCCCAAAGAGCUGCGCUCCCUUUAAAGAACCGUGCACAGUGUUCUUUAAUGUCAGUGAUGGGCUGCCCUUCUGCCUCAUGGGGGAAAAGCCCCCAAGAGCCACACACACACACUCCACGAGGCUCGUGAAAGGAAGCGCUGAGCAGAGCCUGGGAUGCAUACAGGCUCUGCUCAGCGCUCCCUUUAAAUAUUUUUUUUUUUCUUGAUCCCCCCCCCCCCCAAGUAGGUACGCCUUAUGGAGCGAAAAAUAUGGUACUUGGUUCCUCAUUCAGAAAUUGAGACAAGUCAGCCAGGGAUUCUUUGCUUCUGUCUUUCUCUUCAGUGUUCUCUUUCCUCGUCCCCAUCCCCUUCCCCAAACUUGUCCAUACAAAACCAUUAAUGUUAUAAAUGUGAGACAAUCCCGGGGUACAGACUGCCAGAAGUUUAUAGAAUCAUAGAAUCAUAGAGUUGGAAGAGACCACAAGGGCCAUCGAGUCCAACCCCCUGCCAAGCAGGAAACACCAUCAGAGCACUCCUGACAUAUGGUUGUCAAGCCUCUGCUUAAAGACCUCCAAAGAAGGAGACUCCACCACACUCCUUGGCAGCAAAUUCCACUGUCGAACAGCUCUUACUGUCAGGAAGUUCUUCCUAAUGUUUAGGUGGAAUCUUCUUUCUUGUAGUUUGGAUCCAUUGCUCCGUGUCCGCUUCUCUGGAGCAGCAGAAAACAACCUUUCUCCCUCCUCUAUGUGACAUCCUUUUAUAUAUUUGAACAUGGCUAUCAUAUCACCCCUUAACCUCCUCUUCUCCAGGCUAAACAUGCCCAGUUCCCUUAGCCGUUCCUCAUAAGGCAUCGUUUCCAGGCCUUUGACCAUUUUGGUUGCCCUCCUCUGGACACGGUCCAGUUUGUCAGUGUCCUUCUUGAACUGUGGUGCCCAGAACUGGACACAGUACUCCAGGUGAGGUCUAACCAGAGCAGAAUACAGUGGCACUAUUACUUCCCUUGAUCUAGAUGCUAUACUCCUAUUGAUGCAGCCCAGAAUUGCAUUGGCUUUUUUAGCUGCCGUGUCACACUGUUGGCUCAUGUCAAGUUUGUGGUCAACCAAGACUCCUAGAUCCUUUUCACAUGUACUGCUCUCAAGCCAUCUUGUAUUUGUGCCUCUCAUUAUUAUUUUUUGCCCAAGUGCAAUACUUUACAUUUCUCCCUGUUAAAAUUCAUCUUGUUUGUUUUUGCCCAGUUCUCUAUACUUGAAUAUACUUGAUUAUUUACCAAAUAAGGUUGAGAAGCUCUGGAAGACGUCAAGUAAGAGGUCCUUGAAAAGGACUAGAUUAGAAGUUACAAACUCAAGUUUAAGUGUGUAAAGCGGGAAGAUGGGGAUUGGGCCCAUUUGUUGAAGUGUUGUUCACACCAUUGCAUUUCUGUGUUUAAUAGCAUUAACCUGCUGGCAUGUACACAGUGUAUUCCAGUCAAAAUGAGUUGUGCCUGCUUAUAGCCAUCAUACCAGCAGCCUCCAGAUGCUGAUAAAAUUAAAUGUUUUGGCUUGUGUCAGUGGCAGGUGACUUUCUGGAUCAUAGAUCAUUAAGCACUAAAGAAAACCUUCUGGCUUGCUUGGAUCCCUUUAAUGGCUGCGUUGCCACAACAGUUUUUACUAAAUAUUUAAAGGAACGCCUAAAUUAUGCAGAUUAGAUUCCUUUGGUAUCCUGCAGCCCCUCCAUAUUAAUUAUUCAUUAUGUGGUAACUAGGCAUCCUCACUCAAGCAUGAUUAGUUCAGACAGCCUGAAGCGUUUAACGCUGGCUGAAGAACUGAAACGCCUGUUCCUGGUUUCCAAACAAAAACCUGCAGCAGAACUGAGCGAAACACAAGACUUUUCUUUUUCUCAACACUUGAUCAGCAACACAAAUUCAAAUUAUUUGCAGUCUCUCAUAUAUUGGUGGCAUGGGGCACUUUGCUUACAUGACACCCAGGAGCUUCUGUGAAUCUCACAUGGGGAAUAACUAACAUUACAAGCCAAUUCAAUUACUUACCACAGUCUUGGCUGCAUUAUGUAAAGGUUGUUCUUGUUUCCCUGCCUUUGUCUGUUCCCUGCCAAGUAAAAGCAUGAGUAGGCCUAAAAAGAGUUGGCAUAUGCUGGGUGGUAUUCAACUAAGUUUUACACAGGGCAUACCCACCAACGUUUCUCCAAUGGAAAUAGGGAUGUCCUGUUCAACAACAGCAACAAUUUUAUUAUUUAUACCCUGCCCAUCCGACUAGGUUGCACCAGCCACUCUUGGCGGCUUCCAACAUAUAUAAAAACACAAUUAAACAUUAAACAUUAACAGACUUCCCUAUACAAGACUGCCUUCAGAUGUCUUCUAAAGGUUGUAAUUUACUUACCUCCUUGGCUUGGGGGUCUCAUAACUCCAUAUCCUCCAACAUUUCUCUGAUGAAAAUAGGGAUUUCCUAAGAAAAAGCGGGACAUUCCAAGAUCAACCUAGAAACCGAGAAAGCUUCUGUAAAUUCAGGAUUGUCCCUGGAAAAUAGGGACACUUGGAGGGUCUGAGAGGGUAGAUACAUAAAAACCUAGGAACAUGACUUUCAAUGGGUCUAUUCUGAGUGAAAUUUAGUUGAAUACCACCUUAUGUAUCUGUACUGAAGGAACAGGGAAAUCCAAACUUCCUUUGUGUCAUUUUAGUAAAUCCUAAAUUUAGAUUUGGAAAUCACUAACAUACUUCAUAUAAGAGUGAUGGGAGAGAAGGUCCCUGAAAAGCUUAGUAUCAGUAAUUUGAAAAAUCUUGAGAACAAAUUGCAUAGGGAGUGAUCAGAGAAAGAAGCAAACAGUAAGCUUAACUGGUCAAAUGCAAGAUGUGUUAUGUACAGUGCACAAUAUCUGUCUUGGCUGUUUAGUUUCCCCACUGGUAUGUUCAAGAUUGUUACCAGUUUCCAUGGGAGUAACAAUACUGUGUUAACAGAAACAAAUCUGAAAGGAGGUGCUUCAUUUAUGCUAAAUCUGUCCUGGUCUCCUGACAGGGAUAAACAAGCUUCUAGAGAGAGGGAAACAGACCUCUGUUUUUAAGGAAGGUGUAUGGUAUAUAAACAAUUGCACGCCUUUAGUGGGCAAGUUGGCAGUGUUAGAAAUGAGAAAUGGUGGAAACUUAUGUUCUAGGCUAGAUUUGGCUGUGUUUAUUUGUUUUAAGUUAUCUCUACCCUUUAUAGUAAAGAUGUUCACUUGUUUCAAAGAAACUACCCAGAUAGAGGAUCCUCGAGUGCAAUGGCGGCGGGAGCAGGAACACAUGCUGAAGGACUACCUUGUACUGGCACAAGAAGCACUGACUGCUCAGAAGGAGAUCUACCAGGUCAAGCAACAAAGGCUUGAACUAGCACAGCAAGAAUACCAACAACUUCAUGAUGUCUGGGAGCACAAGCUGGGGUCUCAGACUAGUUGUGAGUUCUUGGUUAGAUUUUUGUUCUUUAUCCUUGUUCUGCUAGUAUGUCAUGGAGCUUGGCAUCUACAGUGGUACCUCGGGUUACAAACACUCCGGGUUACAGACUCCGCUAACCAGAAGUUGUACCUCAGGUUAAGAACUUUGCCCCAGGAUGAGAACAGAAAUUGCGUGGUGGCAGCGGGAGGCCCCAUUAGCUAAAGUGGUACUUCAGGUUAAGAAUGGUUUCAGAUUAAGAAUGGACCUCCGGAACGAAUUAUGUUCUUAACCCGAGGUACCACUGUAAUCCUGUCUUACAACCUCCUGUCCCUUACACCAUAGGAUCAGUCUGUUGAAAACAAACCUAUCUCCUUUAAGCUAUACACUAAAAACAUUUCAUGAUCAUUGGUGCCUGUAGCAAUAGCUUUUGCAUAGCUGAGCUAUAUUUUGGAAUUUUCCGUCUUGCCUUUUGAAGGUUAAGAUUUGGAACUGUCUGAAGAUAUGGGCUACAAUCCACAAUAACUAUCCAUGAGAAAAAGAACUUCAUAAAAACCUGGAGGUUUUCCUUGCAGCAGCUCCCACUGCCAAGAAUUGAGCUGCUGUUCUGUUUUUAAAAGUAACUUUUGAAAGUGGUGGAUAGUGCAGACAAAUUUCAAAAGAAGAAUCAGCUGUGCAUUAUUUCCCUUAUUCAAGGGCAAAUAACAUUAGGUAAUACACAUAAACUACCACACAUAGUGUUUACAUGCAUGUAUAUAUAAAAAUGCUACUUGUGUCACUGCUGUUCCAGAUAAAUACUAUAUGACAUUAAUGUAUACAAAUAAGUUUGAUGAGUAGAAUCUGUCACAGUGACUUUUGUCAGUAGGAAAGGUUUUACUUUAAAUGCUGAAAUUCUAAAAACAGAAAACACCUUUAAAAUGGAAAGUUAGGAUUGGAAGAGCAAGCUGUUAUUUCUCGAAUCUUGAUGUUACAUUUGAGACAAGCUUUCAGUUGAAAUCACUGCAGAGUCCCUUGUUUCCAUUUUCUAAUACUUUUUGUCCCUCUAACCCUUCUUUUUCCGGAAACUGCUAGAUAGCCAACCCAAAAUUUUGUGUUUACAGCCAUUUAUUAUUAUUGUUAUUAACUCAAAUGCUUACGAGGGAAAUACUGUGAUUUGUUUGUAUACUUUUCUGUUCCUUCUUUGGUGUGCUUUUAAUAUUUGUUUUGUUUGUUUGUUUCCUUUUAUUGUAGUAGUUUCCAGUUCCUCAUCUAGCUCAAAAUAUGAUCCAGAAAUUCUUAAAGCGGAAAUUGCUACCACAAAAUCUAGGGUAAGAGGGGAAAGUGGUGCUUUUAAUUCCUUGUAAUGUAACAACCUGAAAUUUCCAAUGCUCCAGAGCAGGGGUCCUCAAACUUUUUAAACAGGGGGCCAGUUCCCUGUCCCUCAGACACUGUUGGGGGCCUGACUAUAGUUUUUUAAAAAUAUGAACAAAUUCCUAUGCACACUGCACAUAUUUUAUUUGUGGGGGAAAACAAUACAAUAUUUAAAAUGAAGAACGAUUUUAAUCAAUACAAACUUUCAAUGGGAAGUAUGUGCCUGCUUUUGGCUAAUGAGAUGGUCAAUAUUGCUAAUGCUCGUCCCUACAACCCAGCCUACACAUGGAUCUCCCUCACUCCCAUGGCCCAGUCUACAUGCAGGCCUUCCAUGCCCCCAUCCCCACAACCCAGCUUAUACAUGUCUCCCUAACUCCCUUCCCCACGACCCAGCCUAUGCAUGUGCUUCCCUAACUCAGAACCCAACGACCCAGCCUGCACCCAUGUCUCCUUUAGCCCCAUCCUCAUGACCCAACUUGCCGCAUGUCUCCCUAACCCCCAUCCACAUAUCCCCAGCUUGCACGCCUGUCCUCCAACCCCAAAUCCCCACGCGCCAGCCUGUCCUUGUCUCCCUACCCCUGAUCUCCACAGCCUGCCUGUGUGUCGCCCAUCCCUAUGACUCACUGUGGCCUUUUGCAAAGGUAGCGUCUCCUCGUGCACUUUCUUGGGACAACCACGGCCCCUAAUCUGCAGCGACCUGAAGGGCAGUGGGAGCUGAGGAGCACGCACCGGAUGGGUGGCGUUUGGGAGAGCAAAGUUGCCCAGAAGUAUGCGGCUGGCGAGCAAUCCUGCACACGCUUCAACAACUAGGCCGCCGCCACCGCGUGGCCCCUUCCGCAGGUGUACCUGCCAAGCCCGCUCACCAGCAAGGUCCUGGGUCUCUGUCCGCCAAGCCCGCUCACCACAAGGUCCCGAGUCUCCCGCAUGGCUCCUGCUCACCUUCCUCGGGCAAGCCACACGCCCCUCCAAGCAAGUUUCAGACCGGCUGGGCGAGAGGGAGAGAGGGAGGGACCUGGAGAGACAGGAAGAGGCAGCUCUUCCUCUGGGAGGAAGGGGAGGGGGGUGCACGAGGGAAGGUGAACCAAACCUGCAGCUGAGGCCAGCGAGCUUCCCUCCAGGUGUCUGCCCACCAGCAAUUCCAGGCAUUUUACUCUCACAACCCUGGGUGGGCCGGAUUCAGGACCCUGGCGGGCCGGAUGUGGCCCGUGGGCUGUAGUUUGAGGACCCCUGCUCCAAAGCAUGGCUUAGUAAGAAUGUGCUGGUGGUUGUGCUACUUACUGUGCAGGGCGAAGCCAUGGUUUGGUGAUGUAUGAACCAGGCCAAUGCACAGUGCCCAUUACAAAAUAACAACAACAACAACAACAUUUUUAUUGAUUACAUAUAUCACAUACAUGCAUCCAAGAGAAGAGUCAGCAAAAUAGAAACAAAAUUGAACCAAAUCAAAACAAGAAGUGAUUGAAAGGAAGGCAAAGUGCAAAACAAAGACCUUUGUUUUAUGGCCAUAAUCCUACAAUUUAGUUUUCCUCAAUUUAUAAUUGCAUUUACAAAAACUUUAAUAACUGUUUUCUUCCAACCUUAAAAGAUGGCAAAACCAUAACAAUUGAUAGUAGAGAGAUUGUUCCAUAUACGCUAUCUAUUUGUUUAACGUCUUCCAAAGGUUUGCAGCACUUACUUGGUUUACCUCACUUGGUAUUAAAUUAAACUCAUUUUCUGUGAAAGUCGAGAAAUGUUUUAGGGGUUUUAAAGUAAAGUUCUGAAUAAAGUAGUGGAAAAUAUUUGUUAAAGUAACAAAAUACUUUGCUCUGUUCACAUUUCAACAGGUUAAUAAACUGAAGAGAGAAGUUGCCCACAUGAGACAGGAACUACAGUAUAAGGAAAUUGGUUUCCAAACGUUGAAGAAGUAAGUUAAUUAUCUUCACCUGCUACCAUUUUUAAUAUCUAGUUAUAUCUAGUUGGGUAAUGUAGUGAUCUGACUUCGUCUGAACCUGGGCUUGUGAUUUUUGCUCUCUCCAGACUCCCCAUGAGCUUGUAACCAAGAUUUGUCCUAUAGUUUGCCGUUCAUCGUUUAAUUUGAUACUUCCCCUUUUCUUCCUUUAUGAAAACAGACGUAAGUUAACUUCCCCAGGGAAGUUCCCCUGGAGCCUUCAUUACACACCUUUAGGCUCCAGGCAAAAAUGUUCCUUUUUAACUAGGCCUUUGGUUGAUCUUAUUGACAUCCAACACCCUUUUAGAAUGUGGCUUUUGUUGGGGGGGGUGUUAUUGGGUUAUUGCUUUUGGUUUGAUUUUACAUGUUGUGGUCUUGUUGUGAACCACCCUGAGACAGACCUCCAGGUAUAGGGCUGUGUAUAAGUUGAAAGUUGAAUAAAUAAUUAAUAAACAUUAACUUACUAUUCAGCCAAAAGGCUUCCAGAGUGGUUUACAAAUAUCAGUAAUAACACAGCCACUGCCGUUUCUGAAAUCUUAAAUUUUUUCAUUAAGUUGGAGACAGAUAAUAAAUCCCAUUGGUGUGGAUUUUGAGCAGGGUACAGCACUCUUUUGACCCCCACCCCCUGAAACAAGAUUCAUAAAGCAAAGUCCCUUGACUUUAGAGCUAACUAGUCUUGUUUUUCCUGUUAAUAACUGUUUCUCUUCUAUUUUUUACAUCAUCUUGAAGAAUUGAUAUGAAAAUGGCUGAUACCCAAGGUGGAUAUAAACUUGAUGAGGCACAAGCAAUCUUAAGUGAAAUGAAAGCUAUUAAGAAGGCCAUCACUUCAGGAGAGAAAGAAAAACAAGAUCUCAUUAUGGUAUGAAAUUGACUGGGUGAACUCCUCUGCUAGGCAGAUCUCAAACUACCAUUACAGCAAUUCUGUUUCCAUAACUACAAAAACAGAAAUGCUUGUAUGGAACUGACACAUCAACUUAUAUUAUCAGUACAAGAUCAUUGUUUAAAAAUCCAGGCAAUCUCUUUACACUAGACUUUCUGUCUCUCCUACCCCCACCUCUGUAACUAUGAUUUAAUGCAUGGGUAGGCAAACUAAGGCCCGGGGGCCAGAUCCGGCCCAAUUGCCUUCUAAAUCCGGCCCGUGGACGGUCCAGGAAUCAGCGUAUUUUUACAUGAAUAGAAUGUGUGCUUUUAUUUAAAAUGUGUCUCUGGUUUAUUUGUGAGGCAUAGGAAUUCGUUCAUUAUUAUUAUUUUUUGAAAAUAGAGUUCAGCCCCCCACAAGGUCUGAGGGACAGUGGACUGGCCCCCUGCUGAAAAAGUUUGCUGACCCCUGAUUUAAUGUGAUGUGUAACUGGGCCUAUGCCUUUUCACAUUAUCCUGAUUUACACAUAAUCCUAAUCAUUGUUUAUUAAUAUAUGAUUUAUUAAACAUUGAGUUAGCAUUACAUGUGAACCCAGUUCAAUAGCUUACUUGUGCUUUAUUAACUAUAUUCAAAAUGUUGCUGAUUCAACAAGAUUUGUAGUUAGUCUAUAAACCUUAGAGAACCUUAACUAUUGCUUUGUGUUGUGUGUGAAUCCAAACCUCCUCCUUAACCAUGGUUAAGGUGCCAUCAUCACCCAAAAGCUAAAGAACCAUGAGUGAAGAGCGCCAAAAAUUUCAAACUGUUGUCAAGGCUCAGCAACUUUUGCUGGUGCUUUUAGCUAUUCUGUGACAUAAUAAACCAGGUGGUCUUCUGCCAGACACUUCAGUUCAUUAAUAGUUAAUGUUAACCAUGGUUUAGAGAGAGUUAUUGGUGAACCAGACCAUCAGUUGAUAAGGGACUGAUAUCCCCCUCACAAUGUCAAUUCAGUCUUAAAUUUCUCCUUCAAAGCACCAGGGCAGCAGUGAGGCAAUAAUAAGAUGACUUUGAUUUUUUUCUUGUUCCAGAACCUUGCCAGGUUGACAGCUAAUUUUGUGACAGACAGAGGAUCACAUUCAGACUUGUGGGCCAGCAAUAUAUCCUUGGAAGACUCCAGUUUCCCAUUGUCUAAGCAGUAUCUUGAUGCUGGUUCCCAAACUGAUGUUUCUGGAAAUGUAUGUAAAAUCUAAAAUACUGUGUGAGCUUCUCUUAGUCUUGUAUCCCAUCUUAGCUAUUAAAUAAUGUUUUGUGGGGAUCUAGUGUUUGAACCACUGCUUUGUAAAAUUUUAUGGAAAAGAUUUAUAGCAUAUGUGUUAUUUCUUAAUCUUUGGAUGCAUAUGUUGAGCUUUGGCUCUGACUCAUGUCAACAUGCUUAAUCUACAAAGGGGGAAAUGUGUCAACACCCUUUAACUUUAUUAUUUGCUUCUUUAGUUUAUUGUGAACACGAAUAAUCAACUGGCUGAGAAGGUGAGACUGCGCCUCCAAUAUGAAGAUGCUAAGCGAAAGUAAGUGGACCUUCCCCUACUACUAUUGACAAUAAGCACUUAAAUCAAUAGUGCAGACAAACAGCUGUUUUUUAAGAGGACAAGUAUGUUUUAAAAGUACACAUUUAGAACAUAACAUGAGGAUGAAUUUGUUUCUUUACGGACAGACUUCUGUCAAAUAUUUCUCGGAGGACUUUUCCUUUUCAUGUGGAACUAAUGUGCUUUUGGAUCAGAAUAAGUGAUGAUCCUAUAAACUUUUAUUACAGUUGUUUAAAACUUUUUAUAUAGUGUUUGGUUGUCAAAGACUGAUUACUAGUUUUAACUCUCAUUUUGGCAGCUUACUGUGAAGGUACAAACCAUUGCCACUGUUGAUUUUAUUCUACAGUUAGGGAACAUCUUGCAGCCAAAUUUGAGAUAUUGCUAGAACCUAAAAACAGUUCUAGAUUUCAUAAAAUGCCCGUUCUGUUCCCACUAUGAGAAUCGAGCAAACAAGACCUGUAGUACAGUAAUAAGCUAAAGACUAAAUAAGUCAGUAGGUGUUGUAAGCAACCCAUGGUCAAUUUUUCUGAAGCUCCCUCAGACUUACACGAGUGUGCAAUCACUUCCUGGUUCGUUUUCUUCUCCCCAGUUGCUAUGCAUAGCAUCUGAGAACAGAGCCCUUUUCUUCCCUCUUUCCUUUGUCUAGAGCAGGCGUUGUCAGCCUGGUCCCUACCACCCACUAGUGGGCGUUUCAGGAUUCUAGGUGGGCAGUAGGGGGUUCUACGGCACAAGCUGAAUCCUCCUUCCACUGAGCACUGGUGGGCGGUAAGGAAAUUUUACCAUCAAGAAAGAUGCAUUAGUGGGUGGUAGGUAUAAAAAGGUUGACUACCCUGGUCUAGAGAAAGACUCAGAGCCUGUUGAAGGAUUGUGUCUCUUUGGAAGAAAGAUAAUGUAAAUGGGGGAAUAGUCUGAAUUAAUGUGCCCAAGUUGUUCCUUUAAAUUCUUUGGUGACUUUUGUCCUAUUCAGGGGAUAGCAAAACAUGAAUAAUAAGGUAUUGGAUUCCUGUUAUUAGAUAGUCUCUGUUGCCAGAAUAGUCAACUAUUUUGGUUCAGUACCAAAGGUAUGCCCAUGGGUAUGUCCUGAAGUCACAGGAGGCCCCCACUUGCUGAAGCUAAGCAUGUCUGGGUUCGGUCAGUGCUUGGGUAAGUCAUCACUCAGAAACCACACAGGUCACCUUGGGUUCAAUGAUAGAAGAAAGGCAGGGCAUGCAUCUAUAUAUGAAAAUAAAUAAAUAAUAACACAGUGAGGUUGUUCUGCCCGUCAUAAUGACCAUACAUAUAAAAAUGGCAUUUAAAACUUUCAUUUAUUCUUUAGAGAAAUAUUUAUAUACCACUUUUUGAUCCCCCAAAGUUGUCCCCAAGGGUCUCAAAGUUGGCUUGCGUUAUUAAAAUUAAACAAAGGUAUAGAACCACAGAGCAUUAAAAAAAACUCAAGCCAACAGGACAUGCUUAACACUAUUUUAAAAUAACGGACUUUGUGAGGGCAUUUUCUUAGUUUUGUUUCCACAAAAAACGUACUCCUGCUUCAGAUACCAUGUUCCUCUUCAAUUAAAUCCCAGUGACUUUUAAAAUAAAUUUCUUAUUCAUUACUAGAGUAUGAAUUCAGGUUAAGACUCCUGAGAUGUGCAUCCAUUUUUAAAUUUAUUUAUUUAUUUAUUUAUGGAAUGUCAUGUUACAUCUGUAGUGGAUUCAGAUAAGGCUUGGUCCCACUGAAAUGUUUGGUUAAGCUAAAGCACUGUUUGCUUUCCUUUUCUGAUGAUGUCAGAUUCCCAUAUUUCAUUAAUUAGAGUAAAAAUGGUUGAGAACCAAUAUUGUUCAGCUGCAAGUCACUGGCCUAAAUCUAGGAAAUCAGACUCUGCCUAUCGCUAUCUCUGAGCUUCAAUUCCCAAUCCUUUAAACUGUAGUAACAAUGUAAUAAGAAUAAGAAUGAAAAUAGCAAGGAUUGGCAUAAUGCAAAUGAUAAAUAACCUUGCAUAUGAAUGUGUGCAAUGCGAUUUUUAUUUAAGCAAACUUAAGUAAAAGACUGAACUGUCUUUUCCUUCAUUUGUUAUGAGCAAUAGGAACAAAAAUUGAUUUGGUGCCUGACAUCCUACAAUCCCCAUUGACAAAAUUUCCUGGUAAUGCUGAUAUGAGUGUUACAAGGUAUUAAUGAUUAAGCUAAAAUUCCCUAUCAGUGAAUGCUGAACAGGUGGAAUCAUGGCUUUCUUUCAAGUGAAAAUUGCAAAGUGAAAAUUAGAGGGAGAGAAUGAUGCCAGAUUUAUAAAGAUGGCUUGUUUACUUUCAUAAGCACUACUAUGUAGGAUGCAUAGAAUGCUGUUUUAUUUUUGAAGGUGGAAAGUAUUCCACCUUAAGAACAAAUCUGACCUCUUACCAUAUCCAUGCUGAUAGUUGACAGAAGUUAUCAAAUUACAGUUGAGCAAUCCUCUUAGAACACACUCUUUAUAAAUUCACAGUGGAAUUCACAGAUUAGGAACUAAUGCCAAUGCUAAUUCAUCAGUGGAGCACAAUGUUGGGCUUAACCAGGCAGCUGAACAUUAAAAUGGCUGCAAAGAAGGCUUCAGUGCAGCUUGAAUGGAUUUCUAUUAAUUAUAGAAUUUAAAUUAAUUAAGCAGCAACUUCCCUGCUAUGGGAACAAGCUCAAUCACGUCUUCUUUAAAAAAAUAAGUGUCCUGAUAUAAUGGGUUCUGUGCUUUGACACGCCAUCUUAUGUCACUAGAUUAGGACACAAUUUAUAUACGAUUGGUGAGAUCUGAUAAAUUGUGGUGUUCAGUACUGCUCUAGUUGAAUAUGCAAGAGAGCCCAACAGGAAGUUUUUUCUGAGAUUGCUAGAACAUAUGUGCCAUAUGCAAACUUAAUUGUUUUCCUUCGUCCUAUAGAAUAGCAAAUUUGAAAAUACAGUUGGCUAAAUUGGAUAGUGAGGCCUGGCCUGGUGUGCUGGAUUCUGAACGAGACCGAUUAAUGUUAAUCAAUGAGAAGGAGGAACUUCUAAAGGAAAUGAGGUUCAUUAGCCCUAGGAAGUGGACUCAGGGUGAAGUGGAAAGACUGGAGAUGGAAAGAAAACGUCUAGAAGAAGAUCUUCAGACUGCAAGAGAUACGCAAAGCAAAGCUUUAACAGAAAGGUACAUUUAACAUAUUUACUUUGUUUAAAUAGUAAAAAUUGAUUAUUUUAUUCUGUUCUUGUGGACUAGAAAACUCAUUACAGACACUUGCAUCUAAUAAAACUGUUACAGGUGCUUGCAUCUGACUAUAAUUAAUUGCAUUUGUUACAAUCUUUUGUUUUGUUUGCUUUAUCUAUACCUAUAAUAAAAAUGUAAGAAUGUCAUCGCACUUCAAUUCACUUAGUCACAGGCAGGUGAUGUUGCAAACUACAGUGUGUUAACAGCCCUGGGUUUGCUGCUGGACCAUUGAAGCAGCUUCAGAGGGCAGUUGCAGAUGAUGCAGGCAAUCUUCAGAGGAUGAGUCAUGAAAGGCUGGGGCAACUCCUCAACAGUCGUCCUGCUCUGCUGCUGCUGUUGCCACUGACCAGCUUGCUGAAGACACCCUUUAAGCCUUCUUCCAUGAGUGGGACUGUUGCUGAGAAGGUGUCCUGGCCUCUCAUGACUCUUCCUCCACGACUUGCCUAGACUCUUCACUGCCGCCUUGCGACUCCUCACAGGAGAAGGUCUAACGAGAAUGGAGGCUUCCUCUGUGACUUACCUGCAUCAGUUAACUGCCACUUUUGGUCUCCUUUCUGUGGCAUUUUUCUUGUUGGGUUGACUAUUCAUCUCACUUGGUUGUGAGCUAGAGGUUCCUCACCCCUGGCCUAUGCAAACCUUCAGGCAGGACCUGAGUGCAGGACUUGAGUGCUGGUUCCCAACAACUGGUAUUCAAAGGCCUCUUGCAGUGGAAGUACUACCAUAAUGGCUAGUAUCCAGUGAUAGCUUUCUCUUCCAUGAGUUUGUCUUAACCUCCUUUUUAAAGUUGCCUAAGUUGGUGGCCAAUACAGUAUCAUUUGACAGCAAAUUCCGCAGUUUAAUUAUGUGUGGUGUGAAUAAGUUCUAUUUGUCUGUUCCAGGUUUUCUUGUAUUUGACUUCGUCGUAUGAUCCCAAGUUCUAAUAUUACAAGAGAGUGAGAAUACUAAAACCUGGGGUUUACCAGCCAAAAUCUUGGUUCUGGUCUCUAGUCACUUAAGAUAUCUGUUGACAUAAGUGACAUUCUUCCUGACAUUUGUUUCAACCUUGGAAUGAACAGGCAUGAGAUGGCAAAAAGUGUCAUCUCAUGGUGUGAAUCUCUAUAAAGUUGAUGUGUUCAGCUGCUGCAUUCAACAUCAGUAUCCCCAACAAACACGGAAAUUGAUAUGGAAAUGGGGCUUUCUUGUGCUGUCUUUCUUGGAUAUUUAGGCAGAAGCAAGGCUCACAUCUCCAAAGAAACAUUAGAAUUGUAGCUAUAUUUAAACUCAAAUGUUUCUUUUAAAUGUUAUCCCCAUAGGAACUAAAGUUUUGGGAGGGAUGCAGUUUGACAACAAGACUAUCAAGCACGUAAAAACUGCCGCUUUUCACAUUCUGUCUCCUGUAAUUCAUUUGGUUAGUAAAAGAAUUAUAUUUGGUGACUGGAUCUUGUGAGACUGCAUCACCAUUUCAGCUGUAGUUUAAGCCCCAUGGGAAGGUGCAGUAGUAACAGGGUGAAAAGCCUCUCUGUAAUUGCCAUUCUUUAGACUUGGUGUGUGGGUGGAUAGUACUUUGAGUCUGCAGUGAUGUUUCUGACAGUCAGGCUUUUCUCGCUAAAAAUGACUUGAACAUGCUGUCCUUUAUCUUAUUUUAUUUUUUGUGCAUGAUUUUAUAGGCUUCUUUUUGUGCAUAACUAACAGCCAUCCCACACAAAUGAACUAAAAAUGUGUUUGUGGGGUUUAAAACCUCCUGACAUCUGAAAAAUUCCAGAAUCCUAAGUGCAUGUGAUAUUUAUUCAUCUCCUGCUGCCCUCCAGCUAUUCGAAUGCUGUCUAGAUGAGAAAGAGGGACAUACACAACUCUUUUUCUAAAAAUACCACUUGAUGCUUAUUGAGGUGGUGCUGCUUAGUUACAGACGGCCAUUUUCUCAAACAUUCUGCUACAUGCAUCUUCCACUGGGACUAUUUAAUACAUUUGGGUGAGGUGUGUACUGUGCUCCAUGUUUUACUCCCCUUAAUUUUUAAAAAAUCAUUAAUAUUUUUCCUAUUAUUCUUCCUUCCAAUGUACCUAUUCUUAUAGGGCAGCUGCUGAAUUGAUUGAUGGCUGAAGGUUGGGGAACUUUGUUCCCACUCAGGCUGCUUUAAUAGAUAGCGUUCAAAAAGAACAUGAGCAAUCUCUGAUUGAAUCUAUCCUGAAUAGUUCUACAGAUCUCAGGGCCUUUUUAAAAGUCAAACUUUUUAAAAAAUAAUUUCCAACAACUGUUCUUACAUUAGUAGAAUGUUGUGUGGGUGGUACAGCAUCACAGUUACCUCCCAAAAUUGAAGAGACCACUAAAGGCAUUGAGUGGAUUCUGAAUUAUCUUCUAGGGACCAACAAACUCCUAUAGCAUGUUCAUCCUGCUUAAUGGCUUUAUUUACAAUUAAGCAGUAUCCAGAAAUUAAGGUUUUCUAGCAAGCUUCAUGCUUCCUUUCACGGGAGGGGAAGGCUGUUCCAAGGUAUUUGUGUGGUGAUAGACUCUCCUGGUUCCGCAUCAACAAUAGAAACUCUCAUAGAAGCAAUAGGGUAGUUUCUUCUAGAUACUAUAGAGCUACACUGUACGACCAGUCUCUGCUGCAACUCUUUAGUGGGAUUUAUUCCUAUCCCAACAGUGCCUUGCAGUAGCCCCUUGUUGUGGAGGGAACUGUGAGGGCGAAGAAGGCUAGAGUCCUAAAAAACCAUGUGGUGCCUCCAGCCUUACAGUCCCCAUGUUUCUUGAAAAGAGGUAGGAGAAAGAACCAACUAAUGGGCAGCUGGAUACAGUAGAAUAUAAAGUAGAAUGUGUUUAAAAUAGGUGGAUGGGAAAGGGAAGGAACUCAGAUAGGUGUAAAAUUUUAGUCAGUGUGUAAGAAACAUGUUAAGCUCCUGCUUUCUGUUCUCGGUCUUCUCUCAGUGGGGAAGGGUCAUGGCUCAUUGAUGUACACCUAUGCUUUGCAUGCAAGAGGUCCAGGGUUAAUCCUGAGCCAUCUGCACGUAGGGCAGUGAAUGUCCCCUGACUGAAACCUUGGAUGGCUGCUGCCAGUCAGUGCAGACAGUGUUGGAAUUCCUGCUCCAUGAUUGCAGUCAUGGGAUUUUUGUCUAGCACAUGAUGGUGUAUGUUUUGACUCCACAGAGUGGGAAGUGACGGAGACAGGAUGUUUGUGUUGCUGUGUUCCAUGAAGUGGGACUAUUGUCCUUUGUUUUUUCUCUUUGCUGUCUGAUGCUAGAGAGAGAGUGAGUCAUGUUGCAGUGCUCUGUGUGUGUUUAUAUGUAAAUAAAGUAGAUUAGCCAAAAUGCUGAGUUGCUGAGGUCUGUUACACAAGCUGCGAAGACUCCACAGACCCCUAAGUGUGCCGAUGUCUGUUGGCAUCGGUCGCUGUGAUGUUCGGGCAGAAGAAAGCUUUUGAAGCUCCGGAACGAUCGACCAGGAGGGAGGGAACAUGCCAGUCGGGCAUGUGUCUCUGCCAGGGUCCUACUUGAGAGUAGGGCGAGCUCCUGACAACCAGUACUGUACUGAGCUAGCUGGACCAAUGUCUGACUCAAUAUAAAGUGUUCCAGUGUUCCAGGUUGCUUCUCCCUUCAUCUCGAUAAUAUCCUGAGUCUAUCACUUCUUUGUUCUCUCUUCAGUCUUUCCACUCUUGUAAGAAUUUGUUCCACCUCUGACUUAAUCUCCUCAACCCACACCAUUAUGGCAGCUCCUAACAGCCAAAAAAGGGAUGUUCUAGACAAACAGUGGUGGGGUAUAUUAUAAAGAGUUUCAGAUGCACUUGUGGUCCUGCGCUGCUAGUAGUUUGGCUGUUUUCCCAUGUGAACUACCGGUAAAUGUAUGCCCCUUGAAUCCUCUAAAAGUUGUGGGGUGUUCUGAGGAACAGUCUUGUCAUUGUGAAACAAGUGCUUGUCAUUGUGGGGUGCUUCCCAUUGUGAAACAAGACCUCAAGUCUGGUUCUUUUAAUGUUUUUAGCAUGAACAGGUCCUUGUAAGAACUGAGUGUGCAACAGCAAGGUUCUACAUUUUUACACUCACUUAAUGCUGGAGCAUUCUCUGCUCCCCACCCUCGCCUCUGGCAAGCCCAAAUCUCAAGGUGACCCUUGUUCUCCUUUCUGUCAUAUAAUAGAGAUAAAUACAACGUGGCUUUAGUGUACCUUAGAUGUGACAGGUUUUAACGUUCAUUCACAAAAAACUUAUUUUUUCUUAGAUUUUUGAAAUUAUCUCACCUAUUCUCUCAUCUCCAAGAAAUAUUAUUAAGUGUUCUCUUUAAAACAACUCUUGUAUUCAGCCUGUUCACAUAAGGAAGUGAGAGACAAUCCUCCUGAAACACCUUACAUAUUUUUGGGUCCCUGCCAGGAAACACUAAUCUUGCUUAUGUAACAGAUCUUUUUUUUCCUUCCUGAAUAGUUUGCAUACCUUUUGCAAAGACGAAUAAUGUAGAGAAGGUCAGGUGCCUUCUGUACGCAAAACUAACAUGGCUGGUGAUACUUUUUAUUUUUCCAAACUGCCUUAAAGUUCUCUACAACCAACAAAUCUUAAACUGCACCUGAAAGUGUGAAGCCAGAAGUGCAAGAUGCGUCCGAAGUGCAAGAUGCUGAAGAAUUGUGAAUUUCAGAAAUUAAAAAUAGUAAUAAAGGAAUAGUUAUAUAGAUAGGAAGUUUCUUUGGGUGACAAACAUUAUUCCUAUUCUGAUCUAUUUGACGUAACAUUUAUUGAGUUACACUAUAAUUGCUUUUAAAAUGUUAUGUAGCAAGAAGCUUUUGAUGUGAAGUUGAAUGUGAAUAUUAAGAACAAAAUGCUGCUUUAACAAAAUGCUGCUAUAGACAGGGCUUUGGAGAUGACACCCUGCCCAUCUUCAGGGCAUUGCAUUUGGAAGGGCUUACUAUGGCCCCUUAAUAGGAUAAUGCUUUGAGUUGCAUUUUAAGAUGGUUUUUUCCUGUUUGCAGAUUGAAAUUAAAUAGUAAAAGAAACCAGUUGGUCCGAGAACUAGAGGAAACAACGCGAUUAAUGGCAAUGUUGCACAUCCAGCUGAAAAAGUAAGUUUUCCACAGCCUUUUUACACAUACUUCACAUGAGUAUUGGCUGUAUACUCCUACAAUUCUGUCUUAUGGGAAACAUAUUUCCAAAACGGACUUGCUGCCAAUCAUAAAACAACACCACUUCUUUGUGCCAUCUGCUGCUGUGUUAACUUUGGGAUUGAAAUAGUGUUGCAAAAUGGUGUUUUCAAACAUUGUUCUUUGCUUGAAAUACAAGUAAUAACAUAAAGAAGAGUCCUAAUGAAUUGGUUAUAGUGAUUCACCUAGCUCAGUGUCCUAUUCCCAUCAAUGGCCCACUGCUGGGCUUGCGAAUCUCACAAGCAGGGCAUGAAUGAAACAGACCUCUUAUUUUUUUAAACCCUUAGCAACUGGUAUUCAGCGGCAUAUAGACUUUUAACAUAGGCGUUCCAUUUACCCAUCAUUACUAAUAGUCAUUGAUAGUUCCGUUAAUCUGUCUGACCCUCUUUAAAGCUAUUGAAAGUAGUGAUCACUAUACCCUGAACUGUCAGUUCCAUAGAUUAUUUGUGUAUUGUGUGGAAAAAUCCUUUAUCUGUUUGAUCUUCCUUAAGUGACCUUGCACUGCAGUAUUAGGAAAAGGAGAAAAAGCAUCAACCGGUUUCCCCAUUGUCUUGAACCCACCCAAAAUUAUAAAGCCCUGAACAUUAGCAUGAGCAGAUGCUUUUUGCUUUGGUGCAGAAAAGCUGCAUUUGGUUUGCAAUAUAUGUCUCAACCCCAUGACAACCCAGUAACUACUAUAAGGAGAUGCAACUGGAGAUGCAAGGAGCUGAUGUGUGGCUGUGGGGCACAAUACAUCUACAUGUCUCCUCCUGUAGAAUUUAGAUACCAACACAAUAUCUUAUCUUAUUGCAUGCACCUAGCAGGUACUGUUAUACAAAAUGCAUCUGUAUUUAUUUCAUUUACUUCAAAUAUUUCUGUCUUGCUUUUUGAUUGCAUUUAGGCUGGGUUUUUUUAAAUAGGAAGCGGUUGAUAAUUGCUUUUAAAUAUUUUUUUCCUUGUCUUAAAUAUUAUUCAAACAAAAUGAAGCAUCAAAACACACACACACACACACACACAGACACACAGUUUGGGAUAUCAUAUAUAUUCAUUGGAACAAGAUGGGUUUUUGCAUGACAAUGGAAGGUCAUCAAGAAGUGGGAAUCUGAUGGAUUUCCCGGUACACAAAGUUCCGGAGUCUGUUUAAUUAAGACUUAAGAGUUUGUUGUCUCUUCACUCAAUUUAUGCCCUGCUCAAGGUAAUGUCUCUCCUUAUCCUGCACAACAACCCCAUUAGUGGCUUAGACUUACAAACUGUGGCUGGGUGGGAAUUUGAACCUAGGUCUCCCUGUUACUAGUUAGGACACUCCAGCUGCUAUACCACACUCUUCGUUGCACCGUUCAUCUCAGAUAUAUUGCUCUCUCUUUUUUUGCAGCCUAUCGUCUAGCAUGCUUUCCCUGUCUUCUGGCAGCAGUCCCGGCUCUCUUGCAUCCAGUAGGGGAUCUCUGGUCACCUCAAGCCAGGAUUCUUCAACCUCAGCCAGCUUUACUGAUCUGUACAAUGAACAGUUUGAGCAGCUGGACUCUGACUACCAGAGCAAAAUGGACAUGUUGCUUCUGGAGAAAGCCACUGGUUUUCGGCCUUCAGGCUGCAUCACUACUAUCCAUGAGAAUGAGGUGGUGAAAACUCAGAAAACUGACGUUGCUAACCGUUUUCAGGCCCUGAGAUCCUUAUCUGGGACACCAAAAUCAUUGACUUCUUUGUCUCCAAGGUCAUCUCUCUCUUCUCCCUCUCCACCUUGUUCACCACUAGUGAUGGACCCAUUCUUCACAGGUGAUACCUUCACGGGUCAAAUGGAUUUUGAAGAUACUGAAAUAAACAGUGGUCUUUCUGAACUUAGUCUAAACACUGCAAGUGGCAGGAAGUACAGAGUGGAAGAAUCUAAGACUGGUGUCAAGCAUCUAGACCAAGGUAGAGUGACUGUUGCCCACCUCCUCACAUUCAGCCAAAUUAUUUCCCCCCUUUAAAAACUGAUUUUAUUUAACAAUACUUUUAAAAUAAAACAACCUAUAAAGCAAGGAACAACUGUAAAAAUAAAAAAAAGUUUUUAGAUAUACUAACCAUCAUAGGUGGAGACAUUAGUGGAGGUGAAAUUUUGUUAUUAAUGUGUGUCCAGAAAGAAGAUACAUUUAAUGUAUUUGGUAUCCAUAAGCAAGUGUCUAUUCAUUCAGCAGAUCUCUCUCCCUCCCCCUCCCCCGCUCACACACAAAUAGCUCUGUGACUGAAAUUACAAUAUGUUCUUGAAAGUGGGGGAGGAGUUGGUCAAACAUAAAAGCAACACCCUAGAUGCAAACAGGCUGCUUCUGGCACAACUGUUUCUAAUUGAAAGAGAAACAGUUGACACUGCAGCUUAGUUAUUUAUUUCUUUUAUGGAAAUGUUUUAUAUACUGCUUUCCAUUUAGCACAACAAAAUGGUACACAGUUUAUGAGUGCAAAGGAUUCUAAAAUCUUAAUCAAGCAGCAUCAUCAAAUCUGUAUGUAGACUCCAUACUCUAGGUGGAUUCAGACAACCAUCCUGUUGUCAGUGACUCUUUUUAAAGUAGUGUGGCAUUAGGAUUGCUGCUUGUAUAACAACAACAACAACUAUUAUUAUUGUUAUUGUUAUUGUUAUUGUUAUUGUUAUACCCCACCCAUCUGGCUGGGUUUCUCCAGCCACUCUGGGUGGCUCACAGCACAUAUCAGAACAUACUAAAAUAUCAAACAUUAAAAACUUCUUGAUACAGGGCUGCCUUCAGAUGUCUUCUAAAAGUCAGAUAGUUGUUUAUUUCCUUGACAUCUGAAGGUGUUUCACAGGGAGGGUGCCACAGCCAAGAAGGCCCUCUGCCUGGUUCCCUGUAACCUUGCUUCUCGCAGUGAAGGAACCAGCAGAAGUCCCUCUGAAGAGGACCUCAGUGUCUGGACUGAAUGAUGGGGGUGAAGACGCUCCUUCAGGUAUACUGGGCCGAGGCCGUUUAGGGCUUUAAAGGUCAGCACCAACACAUUGAAUUGUGCUCAGAAACUCACUGGGAGCCAAUGAAGAUCCUUUAGGACCAGUGGCCACUCCCAGUCACCAGUCUAGCUGCCGCAUUCUGGAUUAGUUGUAGUUUCUGGGUCACCUUCAAAGGUAGCCCCAUGUAGUCCAAGCAGGAGAUAACCAGAGCAUGCACCACUCUGGCAAGUCAGUCUGCUGGCAGGUAGGGUCUUAGCCGGCAUACCAGGUAGAGUUGAUAGACAGCUGCCCUGGACAUAAGAAUCGACCUGAGCCUCCAUGGACAGCUUUGAGUCCAAAAUGACUCACAAAAUGGUGUCAAAUAGUCCACAACAAGAUGGCCACAGAGCUUUUAUUUUGUGAGCUUGCUGAAGGACUGGUAUGUUGGAACUCUUUAGGUAUUGCACAGUCCACCUACCCUGUAGACUUACUUGCUAAUCUGUAAAAGAGCACCAAGUAGAAUUUCAGUUAGUAUCUCUAAGGUUUUGUUGUGUUAAGUAAGCAUCAUAUUAAUGGGUCACAUAACCCUGAUCAAGGAAAGAUACUGGAAUGGUGUUUGCCUUUAACAUCGUGCCCUGAGCUUUUCCCUUCUCUUUUGAGCAAUGGCCACGUUUGUAGUAUGAAAUGGUUAUUAUUCCCAUUAGAUCUUGCUAGUAAUUAGUCUUAACCUUUCUUGGCUCCUUGAGAAUGGCUGCGGCUGUUAAAGUGAAAGCUAUAAGGCGCUAAGCAGAUUAAGUGAUUUGGGGUUGUUAUUCAGUCAGCAGACAUAAUAAUCACCACAGGUAGUUUAUUUCAGGGCAGUAAUGAGGAAAGCAUCCACUCCCUGGGUUCUGCUCACACAGCUUAGAGUAGCGCAAAAGCUGCAUGAUUGAGUUACAGCCUGGCCUCCUGGGAUCAUGUGUCCUCACAUGUUCUUGUAAGUAGAACUAAAUAGCAUAUUCCCCAAAUCUCCAGCACCCCUUCUUUAGUGAAAUCGUAUUUUCCCCCAAAGCUUUUUCUGGUCCCCAAUUUCAGUAUCUUUUAUCUAGUUUAAUUAACUUGAACAAUGGAGUUUGCCUUUGCUUAUGUGUAGUUAAAAACUAUCAUCCAGAUUUUUAAAAAUAAUAAUGAAGUAGGGCUUUAAAGGGGGGGGGAGGAGAUAGAAUGAACCUGUAUCGGGAAAAUAUUUAAUUAGAAUAAUUUCUGUCACACUUACUGGAUUUUCUUGAGAAGCCACAAAGGUUGCAUUCUUAAAAGACUGCAAAUCUGUAGGUCCCAUGUAGAGAAGUAUUACCAGUAGUGAGCAGCUUAAGGUAAGAGGCAUGAAGGUGAGUUGCAGAACAUGCCACUGUCUUAGGAUAGUAGAACAACUGAGGCCAAGAAUUAAUUUGCGGUGGGCUCACAUACUGUCUUGACAAUCAAUGUACAGAACUUCUGUAAUUGGCAGGCUGCAUUUGACUUGCUGGGUCUUAUGCUGUGUUGGCCUUGUCUUAUUUACCUGAUCAUGACUUUGUCUGUUCUGCAGAACAUCUGCACAACUGACAUCUAUUUUUUAAAAACAUUCUUGAUCUUAGCAUAUGAAAGUGGUGUAUACUGAGUCAGCCCAUUGGUUCCUCUAGCUCAGUACCAUCUAUCUGCAUCACUUCUCCAAGACUUUAUGUCAGAGUAGUCAACACGCUGCCCUUCAGAUGCUGGUAGACUCAUACCUGCCAUCAGUACCUGCUACUCUGGCCAGUGGUCAGGGAAGAUUGGAAUUUUAAUCCAACAUCUGGUGGGCUCCACAUUGGCUACCCCUGCCUUAGGCAAAGUUUUUUUGUUUGUUUUUUAAUUCCCAAUAUAACAGACUUGGUUGCAAACAUUUUAAAAGUUCUGUCUAUUGUCUAAAUAAAGGGUUCUUUUUAAGGGGAUAACAACAUACAAAUUAAGGAUUAGUCUUUCACUUGCUGAUGCAUCCAACUCAUGAUAAAAAUGAUCAAAACUGCUUUUCCUUUCCUCCGUCUGUUUUUGUAGGUGUAAGUAUGGUUGAAGGAGCUGCGCUGAAGACAGCCUGUGUAUCAGCUGCAGUGUCAGAUGAGUCUGUGGCUGGAGACAGUGGAGUGUACGAAGCAUCUGUGCAAAGGUACUCUUAUGUUUUACAUGGUAUACAUCCUAACCAAAUCAGACAGUGUGACAAGGGAGCUUCCAGGAUUAACCGUAUUUUUCCAUCUAUAAGACACCCCCAUGUAUAAGACCUCCCCCUAUUUUUGCGGACUCAAUUUUAAGAAAAUGAGGGGAGAUGGCCCAGAGUUGUUGAGCUUCUCUCCCCCACACAGCUGCAGGCAGGAAACACUCCCUAGAUGGUUUCCCGCGCGUAGUGGCAUCAGGGGAAGUUGCGCUCCCGCCAACUGGCUGGCAGGCGCACCGCUCCCCCCCCCCAGUCCACUAUCCAUGCAUAGGACGACCUCAGUUUUUUGACAUGAUAUUUGAGUCAAAAAACCUCGUCUAAUACAUGGAAAAAUACAGUAAUUGUUUUUGUGGAAUGAUUCACCCAACUCAACCCCAGUAUUGCAGACAUUAAGCCAUCUAAAUGUCCUCUUUUUUCCAGGCCUUGUGUGCCAGAAGCUGUUGUGUUUGACAAUGAAGAUGCAACUAAGACUGCUAAAGUUCAAAUUUCAAUGAAGUAAGCUGAGUUAUUUCUCCAGUGUUUUGAACUAAUAUCUUAAUUAAUUUCCAAUACUUCUCCCACUCUGGAGUCUUUUAUAUUGUGCAAAUAACUUUCAGUGUUCAACAAUUCAUGUAAUAUUUAGUUAAAUAAAUGGCAUAAAAAUAUUUUUUGGAUUUGCGUAUCUGUGGUGUUGAUGGGAGAAUAUUGCUGACUUGAUGACAGGGCCUCAGAGUACAGGCCUCUGGUACUUCUUAAUACAGUAUCCCUUGCUUAUUUCAGCAUAGUGUAAGUCGUGGGAGAAAUCUAACUGCAUGAUGGGCUGCCUGCUUUGAAUACAUUUCCCUCCACCAUAUUGUUAACAAUGUUAAACAUUUGUAUUCACUUUUAUAGACAGAAAGUGAAUUUCCCAGUCCUAUUUUGCAUUUUAAUGGACCCCUGAGUAAAUUAAUUCUGAUUUGCCAAAAAGUUUUGUCACUCCAUCUAGUAAAACCUCAGCGCCUAGGACUUGCCGAUCGUCAGGUCGGCGGUUCGAAUCCCCGCGGCGGGGUGCGCUCCCGUUGCUCGGUCCCAGUGCCUGCCAACCUAGCAGUUCGAAAGCACCCCCGGGUGCAAGUAGAUAAAUAGGGACUGCUUACUAGCGGGAAGGUAAACGGCGUUUCCGUGUGCUGCACUGGCUCGCCAGAUGCAGCUUGUCACGCUGGCCACGUGACCCGGAAGUGUCUUCGGACAGCGCUGGCCCCCGGCCUCUUAAGCGAGAUGGGCGCGCAACCCCAGAGUCGGACAUGACUGGCCCGUACGGGCAGGGGUACCUUUACCUUUAAUCCUAAACUUAAUUACGUAAAUUAAAUCCCACUGUGUUUGGUGGUAAAUAUUCUUGUGGUUGUAGACCUGUAGUCCAAUCUUGUGUGUGCACUCAGAAGUGAGUUCUACUGUUUUCGGCUAGUCUAAGAGUACACAGGUCUGAAAAUCAGAAAGUGUCUUAGAAUAUCAGCAACCUCUUUUGUGAUUAGGGUCAUUUCUAUCACUGCCUACAGUUAUGUUUUCUCUUUAUUUUCCAAUUUAGGUAUGAUGAGAAAAAUAAGCAAUUUGCAAUAUUAGUUGCCCAGAUGAAUAAUGUGCCUGUUCUCCUGCCACAGCAAGACCAGAAAGUGUAAGUAAGUGGAAUGACAUGCUGGACAUGCCUGUAUAAGAUUGUGGGAAGGAGAGGGGGAGAGCGAGACAGAGAAAUCAGUAUUGAAUAAGCUGACUAUCAAAAGAUAGAUAAGUGUCAACUUUAGCAUAUGGCAUGGGAAAUUGGAAUUAUUUUCUAAAAUUUGUUUCAUUCCUCUGUGCUUUUGCAGAUUCAUUGUCUUUUGGCUAAUUUGUUAUGAAGGCAAUUGACCAGCUCAUAAAGGAUCCAUUUUAUUGCUUGCAAGUGUGAUAACCCAAAUAUGCUUACUUCAGUUGUGAAGUAAAACUGUUUGUUGUUGUUUAUGUUGUUGUUACCCUAAACUUUAAUUAAGGAGUCUUGUUGGGCUGCAGUCCUAUACACGUUUACAUGGGAGUAAGCACCACUGAACAUGGGGAGGGACUUGAUUCUGAAUAGACAUAUAGAGUGGUACCUUGGUUCUCAAACGUAAUCCAUUCCGGAAGUCUGUUCAACUUCUGAAACGUUUGAAAAGCAAGGCAAUCCAGAACCAAUAACCAACAGCUGUGUCAGAUGUUUGAAAACACGUUUGAAAAACGUUUGAAAACCAGAACACUUACUUCAAGGUUUUUGGCAUUCGGGAGCCAAAAUGUUCGAGUACCAAAGUGUUCAAGAACCAAGGUUCCACUGUAUAGGAUUGCGCUUAUUAAGUCGGGUACCGUGCUUUAUAGGUACAAAAAUUAUAUUAAAUUAAAGUCCCCACUCCCAGAAUGCAUUCACAAUUUAACUUGAAAUGAAAAGAACAGUGCUUCCAAAUGUACGAAAUAGAGUUUCCACACUUUAACUGCUACAUCACUCUUUUGGGGUAUAAUCUCCAUAAUUGAACAUUAUGGCUACUCAUUAUCCUGUAGUAUGAGGAACCAAGCAGCAAACUACUCUAUUUAGCAUAAAGGAGUUCUGCUUGUGCAAUGGGACUCCACCCCACUUCCUGCACACCCCUAACCUCCCCCCCCCAAAAAAAAACCACUCUGGAGGGAAACCCAAAGCAAAGUGGGGUGAGAGUUCAGGAUGGGGGAGAGGAAGUCCUAUUGCAGAUGCAGAAGUUCUUUCACUUAAAAUAAGUUGGAGUUCUUGUUAUUAAAUAUACCAAGAAAAAAGCACACCAAGAACUCAGGCCAAUAUAAGUUUCAAUCUCUAUUUGAGUUUGUAAUCCUUGUCAGAAUACAUACUUCUGAAUGGAUUAAUUUUUGUUACUAUUGAUUUGUGAGUAGGGACCACUCCUACCGUUGAAACUUACAUUGGCCUGAGUUCUUGGUGUGCUUUUUUCUUCGAAGUUCUUUCACUAGUAUUGGAUACAACCCAUACAAAGGAAAUAGGAUGGUAAAUUUCGCAAUGCAGUGGUAUAUAUUGGUAUAAUUGGAUGUUCUGCUGAAUCAUAAUUUCAGUAGUGCUGGAUCCAAAGCGUUCCCAUUCACCUGACACACACCCAGUUUAAGGAGCGGGGUAGAAGAGGGGAGUACACCGCUGUAGUGCUGGGAAACCUCUUUUCCUCCAGCCACUCCCCCUUUUCCGCCUUGGCUAGUACAGGACUUAGCAGAGCAUGGGGUUUGGUAGCUGUAACAACCAUAGAUUGUCCUUCUAUCUGUCCUCAUUGAAUAGCUCACAGAAGCCUCUGUGAAAUACAAAAGUUAGAAGGAAACUUCCAUGGAGCACAUACAAGCAAAACUGCAAAUGUUAAAAGCGUUAAAUGUUAACUGACCCAGCUUGGUUUGCUUUUAAGGAGUACUCGUCUUGAAAAUAUUUUCUCGGAAGCAUAGGAAAUUAACUAUAGUAGUUCCGAGUCAAGAUUAAGCAUAAACUGGAGUUAAUAAAUGGGUUAAUGGAUUAAUGCAUGCAUUAUCUGACUAUAGUCUAUUUGUAAAUGUUUUUCUCUGUAAAAGAAUAGUAAUGAAUAGUUCUAGGAAACUGUAUAAUUAUCUGUCCUAAUGUCUUCCCAUAAGGGAAUUUCAGCAAGCUGUUGUUUGCUUUAUGUAGAUUAUGUGGCUCAUCACAGUUUUCUGUCUCUCUUCUGUCUGUGUACAAAAGAUGGGAGAAAAUAAUCCAAGACAGAAACAGAGGUUUUUAGACAGUCUUUCCCAGAUAUUUUCACAUGCCUGUAGCUCGUACACAAUCUUCCUGUCUUUAAUUUCUGACUAAGUUAUGCUAAUAAAUGAAAUUUCAUAUAUUUCAUCUUGCCAGCUCUGUAUGAUAGAUAUCCAACAGAAACCCUGCUGACAUAAUUAGACGUUGUAAAAUAGCAGCGCCUACUAUAUGGCUACUGUUUCAGGGCAAGUAUACAACAGCAUAGUGCUCAUUAUUAUAUUUGGGAUUGAUCCUGUUGCUUAUGCAAAGUUCUUGUGUGGGGACGCUGUGCCGAACUGUAAUAUUCUCCGCACAUGCUUGUAAAGUAAAUAAUGCUGAUUAUAGCUAUUUUUCAACAGGAGUGUUCGUGUGGCUAUUCUUCCUUCUUCUGAAAGCACAAGCUGUUUGUUCCGCACAAGCCUAAUGGAAGCAUCAGACAAUCUAAUUUACAAUGAAUUAUUUUGCGUUGCAAUCCCUUAUUCUGUAUUACGACAGAAGACAUUAAGGAUUGAUGUCUGCGCUUUGAAUAAGUACCACCUUGAAGAAUGCUUGGUUAGUGUUUGUUUAUGCUGUUCUCUUAAUGCUUUUAGUGUUUAAACUAUCAUUUGACUGAUAGAUAGUUCCCUGUAUAACUAUUACAUUAUCAGACAGAACUUUGUAACUAUUUUCUGGAAAGUAAUAAUUUUAUUUAUUUAUUUAUUUAAUGCACUUAUAUCCCUCCUUUUAAGGUAUUUGUGUCAGUGUUUAUUGAUACAAGGAUAAUGCAAACUGCAAACCAAUGAAAACAAGCUCAUAUAUUAAACAACUAGAGCUGUAAUCCUAAGCAUGUCUACUCAAAAGCAAGUCCCAUUUAGUCCCAUGGUGUUUGUUCCUAGGUAUAUGGGUUUAGGAUUGCAGCCCGUUAUAAUAGAGACGUCUGUUAUAAGAGACGUCUUUGAGAGACGGCUUGGCGUUCCUCGCUGUUCAUUGAUUUGUUUGAUUCUUUGUUUGACUCUGAUACAUAUAAAUGUAAAGGUAAAGGGACCCGUGACCAUUAGGUCCAGUCGUGGCCGACUCUGGGGUUACGGCGCUCAUCUCGCUUUAUUGGCCGAGGGAGCCGGCGUACAGCUUCUGGGUCAUGUGGCCAGCAUGAAUAAGCCGCUUCUGGCGAACCAGAGCAGCGCAUGGAGACGCCGUUUACCUUCCCGCCAGAGCGGUACCUAUUUAUCUACUUGCACUUUGACGUGCUUUUGAACUGCUAGGUUGGCAGGAGCAGGGACCGAGCAACGGGAGCUCACCCCAUCACGGGGAUUCGAACCGCCGACCUUCUGAUCGGCAAGUCCUAGGCUCUGUGGUUUAACCCACAGCGCCACCCGCAUCCCUAUAAAAACCGGCAUCCCUAUAUUUUGUGAGAUGUGUUUUAUGAUAUAUACAUCAUAUUGAAGUGGCUUAUUCGUAUAUUUUGAAUGACAUCAUAACCGAUUAUAUAUUUACUAACAGUUAUUAGCCAGCGUGUUGCAUUUGCAUUUUUGUAGAUUGUUAUAAUAGUAUCGACUAUAAACAUGAAGCUAGCAUAAAACUGUUAAUAAAAACUAAGCAGAACAAAAAUUACAGAUAUAUGUAUUUUUACCACUGGUCUUCUUCUGUCACAAUGAAUUUAUGAAUGCAUGACUUCAAGUUCUUGCCAUAAGGUUGCACACUUUCAUUUUGUUCUCUCUUAAUGAUGGUACCCUCACAAGCACCUUGGGAGCAUAUGGGACUGCCGGCAGAUGCAGCAGGCAGUGCUUACUGAAGCGACUUAUUUGUGUGUCUGCAUGGGUCAGUUGAUAUUGAAAAGUGGAUCCCAACACAAAUAUCCUGGGAGUGCCCAUGGCGCUUGAAGCAGGGGUUGCACUCAUGCCGAAGUGCUAUUUCUGCAAACUGGUCUUGCCAGGCAUGCUUGUAGAUACUGCCGGUGUGACUUCCCCACUGUGGGGCUGGCAGCUGAAAAAGGUGCUGCUGCAAUUAUGGAAAUCGUUAUCUGUGUAAUGCAGAAAUUGCAAGGGAAGGAAAAUUACAUACGUACCUCAAGGUCAUGCAUUUCUAUCAACAUAUGUUUUCAUUGCUAUUUGAAUGUUAUGAAGAUGUCCAUUGCUGCUCUUUUUUUUGUUUCUGCAGGGAGGUGCACAAAUUAGCCUCGCUGAGACUUGCAAAUCUGGAGAGAGGUCAACGCGUUGGUAUAACCUCCUUAGCUAUAAAUACCUGCAGGCGCAAAGUAAAAAUAAGCAAGGUGAUGUCUGUUCCAAACUACCCUGCACUGAAAAAAUGGUAAUAACUUGUGAAUGAAGAUGUUUUGCACAAGCCACACUACAAUUUUUCCAUGUAUAACGCAAGGGUUUUUGUUUUCAAAAAAAUAGUUUAAAAAUUGGGGGUCAUCUUAUACACAGAACAUGGGCAUCUGGGGGGAUUUUUUAAAUAUUUAAGCAAAUGUCUGGGAUUUUGGCUUGGGCAGGCUGAGGCGGUCCCUCCUGCCACCGUCCCCUCCUUCUCCUUUCCCUGCUGGCUGCGCACUGGCAGCUAGCUCACCUCCUGCAGCCACUCUUAGCUCGAGCACCAGAGGGAGAGCAGCCACUGCCAAGAGCUGCUUCGGCUACCUCUCCUCACCCUUCUUUCCUUUUUUCUCUCUCCCUCAAACCCCCGCCCCGCCCCACCCCGCCCCGCCCCACCCCGCUCCUCGCCUUCCUCGGCUUGGUUUGCUUGACUGCAUGGCCUGGCACAGACUGGGCCUUGGUAUCCUGCUUGGGAGGUUCCUGCCUAUCACUUCCCUGCAGCCCCAGAGGGGGAGCCUCCGCCUCUACUUCUGCACCACUGCAUGUACCUCACGCUGGAAAUUUUGAGGGCAAUCGGCCAAAAAACAUAUCAUCAACUUUCUGCCGCUGUCGCCGAUCGUCCGGAUUUUCCCUUCUGUUUUAGGGUUUUGUUUUCUUAAUUUUGGGUUCAAAAAAAUAGGGAUCAUCUUAUACACUGGGGCGUCUUACACACAGAAAAAUAUGGUAACACCUAUCAGAAAAUGUGAAGCUUUUGUUUUUCGCUAAACUGUGUACUUAGCUGGCAGAAUACUAUUCUCUGGGUUUCAGUAAUGAUAGCUUCGGUUGAAACUAAAUGGACAUUAAGAAAUAACAAUGUCAUUAACUCAUUCCCCACAGGACUCCGUAUCUGCACUGCUGGAACAGACUGCUGUUGAACUCGAAGCUGUAGAGAAAAAGCUAGAAGAAAGCAGGAGCACUUUACUUACUAGUGAGAACUGGUAAGUGAUAUGAAGCUGUUGUAUUACAACACUGCAGUGCUGUAGUUUCUAUGGGCUUUUAUGAUAAUAGUAAAAAGGAAAGAGUUAAAUUUAAGGUAAAAACAUGUAGUCAAAACAUGUAGUUGUGGUAGCAAUUUUGCCCAUACCCUUCCCUGAAUUCCCCAUAGAAGAAUAUUUCUCUCUAACCAUUUUUCAUUUUUCAGAAAUGAAGGAGAUAACAAGGUUAAAAGUUAAAUUCUUAACUUUUAGAAGUCAACCUUUACACUUCUAAUUUUUGAAGAAACUGUAUUUUAUUUUUUUACCUAAAUUGAAUGCAUAGGCUCUAGUUUAUUCCAUUAAUAGUGUGUCGCAACAGAGUGUAGCCUAAUCAGUUUAAUUUGUUUAAAUUAGUUAGAUUAAAAAACUGCUAAGGUUUUCCCAGAAAUGCUGGAGUGGUGCUUUUGUUAUGUUCAAAAAAGAAUCUGUGUGAUUGCCCAUUUGAGCCAGAUUGUUUUCUGAUGAUCACUUUAUUCAUAUGUAUAAGGCAAGUGAAAUACUCAUUCUAAAUGUUCUGUUUAUAACCUCUUGGGCUUGGGCUAAGCCCAACUCAUCUUAUACAUACCUUUUGGAGACCUUUGUUGCAUAUUGACAUGGAAGCGCACAACCUUUCUAUUAAACUGCGUGAAUCAACCCAGUAUAGUGAAGCAUAUUCACAAUUGGUGACUCAUAUCCCUGAUGACUAUAUUCCAUGCAACCAAGAUGACUAAUGUGAUAAGUCCUAGUACAAACAGUACAGCUUGCUGCAUGCAGUGACACCAUGUGGAAGGAUUGUUUGGGGUUUCUCUUCCUGGGUAGUAGUUCUGAGUUGUUUUUAAGACCUCACAAAGGAUGAAUAAGGUAUGGCGUGGAAUGUGGUGUAUCACACUGAUAAGCCCAAAUUUAUUCUCCCUUUAACUAGUAGCGUGCUCAUGCCACUGUAUUAUAUAGCAUUGCGGUGCAUCUCAUAGUGCUGUAGAAAUUAUGCUCACUUUGUCUGAGAAUACUGUUAGCUUUGCCAAAGCUCUUACGGUUGGUGUUCCAAGGGUGCUUUGCCUAUUCACAGUGAAGUUUUGUUAUGUAACAGGCAAGAUGAAGAAGAUGCUGAGCAAGAUGGCAACAGUGAAAAUGAAGAAGAAGGAGGAGGAGGGUUUUAUAGUGGAAGGGCAAUAUGGGAAACAGAAGAGACCACAUCCUUGUCACCGGCUGAGUCAGCAGCCAUCAAGGUAAAGAAAGCACAAGGAAUGCAAAGUCCUAUGUAAGCAGGUGAUUAGAAGGACAAGCUGACUUAAGCACUAUGUUAUUGCUGCAGUGCCCUUGUUUCACCUCUAACAUGAUGGAAUUGAGCUUUUUUGUUUUCCAUUUGCUUGUGAAUUGUUUGCUAGGCUUCACACGGCACAUGCUUAGUUGUGAACGCAUCAGGGAAAUAGUAGAAUACAAGUAUUUGGCAUACAGAAGGUAAGAAGGGAGGAAGCGAGAGACAUUCAGUAUUGGGUCUGAUGUUUAUUUUGUUUUGUUUUUCACUGUAGCCUGCAAACAUUAUUGCCAAGUGAGUUAAGUAUCUUCUGUAGCACUCUUACUGUAGGGUGAAACUUCACAUUCCGAACUAGUUGAAAGUCCCUGAUUUGUUGUUAGAAGAGAGUCAUGUAAAUCUCCAGUAAUGAGAUAUGGUGAAUCAGGCCAGCAAACUCUGCCCAAAUAUAUUGCUGUCAAAGAAUGCAGUAUACCUGUAUGACCUUGGCAGCACAAACAAAUAUUUGCAUAGGCAAACCAGGUUACGUUCAUGCUUCCAUGCACAGUUAUCUGUUUUCUCAAGCAAAUCUAGGAAGUUGUUGAACAGGCUUAUAUUUCUAUGUUAGCAGUUUUACAAGGAGAGCUCCUGGAUUCUGUUUCUCCUGUCAUUUCCUUCUGGCACCCUGCCCCCUCAGCUUCCAGCCAGUACUAAUUUCUUACAUAAAAUUGUAUUUAUAAAUUUUAUAGUCCAUAAUUCCAACACAGAACCCAGGGCACUUGAGACACUGAAAUGAAUGAGUUUAGCUUUAAAUAGGUUUAACUCUGUGCUGGAUUUUAACUUUCAUGUUUUCUCUCUCUUGUUAUGGUAUGUGUCUCUACUGUGGUGUUUUUAGAAUGCUGAUUAUAAAUUAAAACUUGAUGGUAGUGAUUCUUGUCUGAAAUGCACUAUAAUAUUAUUCUGCCCUAAAUACAUUGAAGAAAAAGGUGCAGAAUUCACCCGGUCAAUCAAACCUUAGAGCUGUAAGACAGACUGAUGGCACUUUGGUGGAGAAAAAUAAACUUACGAAUAUCUAUCUGUAUUGUAGGUGGAUAAAGAGACCAACACAGAGAGCCUUGCACAAUCUUCUGCGGUAGUUCGUCCAAAAGAUAAAAGAACUUCUAACCCUCUACGAACUCCUUUUGUUAGAGGCAGCACUAUUAUCCGUUCCAAAACCUUUUCUCCAGGACCACAGAGCCAGUAUGUGUGUCGGGUAAGAAAAACACUACUUUUCUCUGUCUGUGAACAGAAUACUCAUAGGUAGCAUAUACCCUCUUUCUGUAAAAAGUAGAUGAAAAUGUCACUAAGACGCUCAGAUAAAUUGACAUCUGAAAUCCAAUAUUGAAUGCCAUGGCCUAGAAGUAAUUAAAACAUAAGUUGCAAACUGCAAGCCAUGAUUCAGAGGACACCCAACAGCCCUACCCACACGUACAUAUGGAAUUGUUGGAAGGCACAUACAUAGAAACUCCAGUUGUGCUUUCAGUUCUCUCAAAUGCAAAAAAAGGUGUGAGGAUUUGGCGCAACCACUGUUUAAAGGGGAAAUCUGUAGGAAAAAUUAGUGAACAUGUGCCUCUCCUGCUUUCUUUUUCAGAUCCCCCACUUUUUGAAUGUGGGAGAAUUUAAACAACAGUGGUGUGUUCUUUCAGGGAGCUUCAGAAAUCCCUUAACACUUAGUGGUUGUUUCAUCUAUCUGGAUUGCACCCUAUAUUAAUGCAUUUUAAAAUACAUGUUUUCAUUAAAGAAUUACCAAUAUAGGCAGUCAAGGAAACAGAUUCAUAAGCACAUCAUUUAGUUUGUUCAUUUAGCUUACUCAAAUUUAAAGAAAUACAUUAUAAAACUGUCUCCUACUUGUAUUUAUUUAUUUGGCUUAUUUAUAUGGUGCCCUUUAAUUACAACAAAUAGUGAAGUGAUUCACAACAUGAUAGAACAUUUAAUAAUAUCUGAAAAACAUAUAGAACUACAUAUACUACCAAACAAUAAAACUGGUAGUAUAUAACUAUUUCUGUUAGGUCAGUAUCUGCCUAAAGUGACUAUAUGGAUUAUAGUAAAUAAGUUAUGUGUAGAUCUUAUCUCUGAUCACCCUUCCAAACUAAGGGAAACUUGCAUGUAUACUAUUGGCUCUUCUUUCAGCAGGAGUUAGAUCAGUUCAAUUUUGUAGUCAUACCUAUUUGGUUUGUCACUUUUUGACAGCAGAGCAGUUCUUCAUCUAAACAUUAACAGAAGAGUCUUUUGUGUACAUCCAGCAGUAGCAAUGUGUGCACUCACAGAGGUUCAAAUAUGCAAGUGUUGUUUUGUCUUCCAUGAACUGGAAAAUGUUUACAUCAGCGAAGAGAUCACAAUUUCAGGUCAUUUUCCAGUUCUGAGUCCCAUGGGAUUUUGUCUUCUUUCACGGGAGUCUCCCCAGAGUUUUGAACCAUGUCCAUUUUCUGUAGUUUUUAUCUCAGUAGGUGUAGGGCUCCUUUGAGAGGACGGGUGGGAUAUAAAUUUACUUAUUAUAUAAAUAAAUAGUUCAUUGCAUGUGAUGGCUGUCCAUCGAAAGAUAGCAGUUGACUCAAUUCUACAUGCCAUAGAAUUUCUCAAGGGUUACCUGUGUUACGACACAUAGGCUGAACUCUAAUCUCACCCCCAAAGCUUGCUUCCUAUAUUCUUCCCUGUCUCUCUAGAACUGGAAAAGAAGUUAGGGGACAACUGUGACAAAUAUCCUUAAGUGUUUUUUUUUAAUUUUAAAUCACUUGACCCUGAAUUAGAUUCUUUAUUACUGUGUUGCUGUAUUGUUUUCUUAAAAACUUAGCAUAUAGACUUACUGGCCAAUAUUCUUAAUAACAGACCUCAUGGGUGAGACCUCUGCCAAUUUUAUCCUGGCAUAAUAAUGAAUAAAGUGUUUUCAAAACAGUGUGACCUUUGCAUAGAGAAGGGUGGAGGUGAGAGGGAGAAUGUAAAUUUGAAAAUUGUGACUUCAACUAGGUACGAUAGGGCUGAAUAUGUGCAGUCCAUCUGUUACGUAUGCUCCAAGUUCACCUCUUUGAUUAAAUGUUUAUUCAUAAUUAAUUAGUUCCAGAAGACAGGAUCAGGCGGGACUAUAAAUAACCUUUCUCUUUAACUUCAGUCUGUGAAGCAAACAAGGAAAACACUGUCAGGAAGGUCCUUUCAUUGACGCAUGGGCUCGCUCUGCUGAGGAACGAGGUGUUCCUUCUGCACAUCAAGGCUGCCUAUUGCUGUGAUGAAGCACAACAGGGUCUGAUACACUUAUUGCUUCCCAAUUCAGACACUGUUAGGCUCACCAGCUAUCAAUUUUCCUUUUGAUUUAGCUGCAAGUUGAACUCUCGGCACUAGGCUAAACCUCUAAAUUGCAUCAUCUUGUUUUUUAAGACAGGCCUUUGGGCAACAGGCCAUGGAACAAAUAGCACAUGACAGGGGGCAUUCAGGCAUGGCAAGAUAGAUGGAUGGCUCAGUGCAGUGAACAGGAGAUGCACUAAAGGGUUUUCCAGAUUUUGCUCCAUUUACUUACCCUGAAUGGAAUGCAUUGGGGCUUCCAAAAAUAUAACAACACUUUUUAAAAAAAAUUAAAGUACUGUUUGUGUGAUAGUUGAUGCCUCAAGUAGGGAGAAGGAGUAUAAAGCUGCUUCCUUUGUUGCCAGAUCACUGCAUGUAGUGAGUGCCUUGAAUAUGCAAUUGGAAGGAGUAUCCCAAGAGCAAAGGAACAUUGUCUGAGUUCAGGAUAAAAAGUCACACAGAUAAAGGCUUUCCCUUGCAUCCUGAAACAACACAAAGGCAAAGAAUUUCAACUCUAGGAAUAUAAUCCUGUCACGCUUCUGCUGCUCUAAACAAACUGCGGACAUUCAAAUAUUAUUUUCUGUUGUGAGGCAGAUUUUAUUUCAGUAAUAUGGAUAAGUAGGUCUUUUGCAUUCUAUUACCCUGAUCCUAAAUAUAUUGCGUCAACGUGUUUGGCUGAAGAACCCAUUGCAGAACUCACUUUGCAUAUUCUGUUGCAUUCAAGCAGAGUAGCAGUUGGUAUAAACCCUGCUUAAAAAAAUAUUUCCCAAUGCAAGUCUUAGAGGCUGCGCUGUUUUAAGAUUCUAAUCCCACCUCAGCACAACCUUAUCUUGGCAACAUAAAAACUACUUUAUAUUGUCCGGCCAUUGGUCCAUCUAACUCAGUAUUGUCUAUUCUGACUGGAAGCAGGUUUCAGACAGGAGUCUUUCUACAGCCCUGCCUGGAGAUGCCAGGGAUUGAGGCUAGGACUUUCUCUAUAGAAAGUAUGUGCUGUCCUUCUCCGCUGUAGCCACUUCCUGUGUAGCCACCUCUCCUUAGAUGAGCAACUUUCCUAUCUCAGUGCCUUUGUUCAUUUCUCUUUUUCAGCUUAAUCGUAGUGAUAGCGAUAGUUCAACACUAUCCAAGAAACCACCCUUUGUUCGAAAUGCUGUGGAGAGGCGAAGUGUCAGGAUGAAAAGGGUAAAAAUAAAUAAAUCUUACAUUCUGUUUUCUUUUAUUGAGUUGUUGAGCUGUAUACAUUUUUUCACAAGCUAGCCUAGUUUUUUUUAAAAUAACGAUUAGUAAAACUGUUCUUUGUGUGCCCUGUUCCAGUUUUGCAUAUUAACAUCAAUGGCUCUUCAUGUUAUUGAAGGUUUGUGUUUCCAUUAAUGUGUCAAAGAGAAAUUAUAUUGCGGAGCAUUUGGCAUGUAGUUCUGAAUAAUUUUUGAAGCUGUCAUUUGCUGAAGCAUUUCUGAAGCAUUUCUCAUAAAGAUAUCGGGAUGCAUCCAAUGCUGCAACUGCCCUGGUGCAGGAGACUUCUGUGCAUGCAACAGAACUUCCACUUCCUCACUUCCCCCCUCCAGCCCUCUUUGCACUCUCAGAAUCAGCUCUGGAGAACUGGGAGACCUACUGGAGCAUAUUUUGGAGGUGCACGGGAAGGAGCAGAUGGAAUUCCUGUUGCACUGGAUGCAAACCAUUAUUUUCAGUUUGGUGUCAGCAACCAUUAGUAUUUCAAGUCUCUAUAAGCGUGACAAAGUGUAUCAAAGGAUAUCACAAUUCAGCAUUAUAAUAAAUAUUUUGUCGUUUUUGUUCAGUCUUCUGUUAGGUCCACUGGAGGUGAGCGUCUAAUCCGUACCUCACUGGAUCUGGAAUUGGACUUGCAGGCUUCAAAGACCUGGCACAACCAGCUGGUUCAAGAGAUCUCUGUCCUCAAGCAGCUGAAGGAACAACUAGAGCAAGCUCAAAGUCAGGGGGAAAAGGAACUACCCCAGUGCAUAGACAAAGAUGAACAAUUUCAGAUGUUGAUGAGACUAGUAGAGAAACAGGCAAGUCAUUCCUCGACUACAGAAUACUUUUUCAUUAUCAAUUAAAUUUUCAACAAGGGAAUAGGCUUCAAUUAUGUUUUACUCAGCGUAGGCCCAUUGUGAUUAAUGAACAUGACAAAGUUAGGUCCGUUGAGUACAGUGGGCCCACUCUGACUAAACUGUAGCUGAAUACCACCCUUGAUAUGUUUAAAAAAGCUCUCCUGCUGGUAGUGAAACCUGCUGGAAUCUUUGAGGUACUUUUUCAGCACUUGUCAUUUUAGUGGGAUUUAAAACACGUUCUGUCUCAGUGGGUCUAGUCAGAAUUGUCUUGUCUUGCCCUCUUCAGCCCAGUCUCAAAGAAGUGUAUGGCAUGGUGAAAUACCAUGAUAUCAUCUGCACCUGAUUGUCCAAAAUCUCUCUGUCUCUGGGAGUGUAUAUGAACCAAACAGAGAUAUACUGAGAGGUUGGGUACGUUGGCCCCCACCAAGGGUGCAGGCCCGGGGGGCGGGGCAAGAAUCACACCUCUCCACUCUGACUUGGAGUGGAGGCCAUCCUUGCCAAGGGUGCAGAGAAUGGGGGACGUGCUGGUACAGCUCCUUGCCAAGGGCACCAGGGAACCCCUGGAACCAAAGAUGUACGCAGCCUCUGAUGAGGUUCUCUGUCGGAAGGCAUAAGGUUGUAAUUCAAAGCUAAUAGGGACGAAGACCUGAAUAUGGUCAAGCGAGCUCAUCCAACACCCUGCUGGGCUUACAAUUGGUAGGGUGGAAGCAAGGGUGGAGCCAUGGAUUUCUCUCUCUAAUUUUUUUCUUGGUUGGAUACGCAGUGGGAUUUUCCCCACUGGAAACAAUGGAAAUCAUUGGCUCGCUUUAUGAACCAUUUCUCUGGAAUGGAUUACAUUUGCAUAGUGGGACCUGCAGGCAUUUAUUCAAGAAUUUCUGUACUGCCCUAUCAUGAAAUAUCUGGGCGGUUUAUAGCAAUACAAAUACAUUUUUAAAAAUAGAACUAUCAUUAAAGUGACUGGGUUUUUAAGAGGCACCUGAAAGUCAAAAGUGAGGAUGCCUGCCAAAUCUCUGAUCAGAGAUUGUUGACAGCAUGGGACUUGCAACACUAAAUGCCUAACUUAUGGAGGAUGCUAGUAAGGCUUCAGUAACUUGGGACAGUAGGUUCAUUACAAGCAUAAUUGGCAAGUCAGUGACUUAAAACAUCAAAAAGCUUUUAAAUUCCAGCUAAAACAUCUUUAAAAAAUAUCUGUUUGCAAAACCAGAUUAAAAAGUAUAUGAGGAGACACAUACUUUCCCUCUCAUCUACCUCUGUAUUUGUUCAUAUGAAUGGAAUUGUAGGAUUGAUGUUAAGCUCACAGGACCGUGUGCAGCAGGUGCAAGUGGCCAGAGGUAAGGAGGCUUUUUCUAGGCACAUUAGUAGGAACAAUAGUGCCCAUGAAAUCACUCUCCCAUUCUCGAUUCUUUUACAGCUUUGGUGGUUUAUGGCUCAAAAUAAAUCAGUCCCACCUGAAUGCCCUAUGUUGGACAUGGAAAUGAAGUGUUUUGUUUUACACAGAGGAUGCCAGAUUAGAAAAGAACCUAUUGUGCUUUUAUUUAAAUUAAUGGCUUCAUUCCUCAAUCACUUAGGUGGAAAAAGUUGAAUGUAAGUGCGAGCUCAAAGCUAAUAAAAUGAUGAGAGCAGCUGCUAAAGAUGUGCAUAGGCUACGAGGCCAGAGUCGAAAGGAGCCUCUAGAGGUGCAGUCAUUCAGGUAGGAAAAUGCGUUGCAGAUUUUGCUCAAAUGCAUGGAUUACCCCUUUCAUGUAGCUUCACUAACCAGCACCGUAAAAACCUUUGGCUGUAGAAACAAAGUAGUCAUGCUCAUAUCAUGGUCAUCUUCUGAUAAUGAGUCACAACCUUGUACGGUGUUUUCUGAAAACAGACUCCUAUUAUGAUGUCCUUAUCUGGCAGUGACACAAUACUGUCUUACUUGUCAGAUCCCUUUGUUUUUAAAUGAAUGACCUACCUAUAACAUUCUGUAGCAUGCUUAUCAAAUAGAAAACAGUGUGGGAUUUGAUAAAAUGCCUUUUGUGGUAGCUAUAGUUCAGUAAGAUUUAUUGUAUUGAAAUCUUUUGGCUUUGUUCACAUGGAAUGACAAUUUCAAAAGUGUUUUGGAAGUAUUACUGUAGGGCUUCUGUGAAGUUGUACAUGACAAGGCAUACAUAGAUUUUUUAUUUUCUGACUGUUGAAUAGUGAAGUCUUAUUUUUUACUUUCAUUAACAAUUGAUGUUUGUGUUUUGUAGAGAGAAAAUGGCAUUUUUCACGCGGCCGAGGAUAAACAUUCCUGCUCUCUCUGUGGAUGAUGUUUAAUGUCUAUUUAAGUAUUUCUUUUCAAACCACUUCAGAAAAGUAUAAUUUUUGUUUCACUGAAGUUUAUUUAUGUGGUAUUACAAAGGUACCAAGUCAUUUGUAUGUUGCAGCUCCAUGUCCAGAUUUUUCGCUUUCUCCAUGUCAUUGCAAACCCCACCAUUAAAAUGACUUGAUUAUAUAGUUUGUAUAUUUAGCAAUGUAUUUUUGGGAAAGAUUUUUUAAAUACGAACAAAUUCAGCUCAACAUUUUUGUUUUAAUAAAUUCCAUUUAGAUGUUUUGUACAGCUCUACUUUUUUUAAAAGAGGUUUUACCACAAUAAAUUUGAUUCUUGAGACAGCAAGAAUUCUUUGAUUCUUAAAUAUAUCCCAGUUCUUAUACAGCUAGCUUUUGCUAAUUUAAAUAUUUUUGUACCCAACAGAAGAGGAAAUAAGUUUUUUUAAAAAGAGCUGUAAAUGAGUGCUCUGUGAGCUAUGAAACACUUCGAUUACUUUCCAAGUCAUAAAAAUGGGUGUGGAGUUCAAGAUAUCUACUGCACUUUAAUUUGGAGAUUGUUACUUCAGCUCAUUAUGUACUUGACCUAUAAAAAGUUCCAAAGCUCAGUGAACCCAUUUCUAUAUAGGGAGAGAGCUACAUGGAACAUAUGCCCCUGUGAGACUUUCUGAUGGCUGUGUUUUACUGAACAAAGAAAAUAGAAUCAUGACCAACUAGCAGUCAAAAAUAAUUCCAUCUUUUAAGGAAAAUGACACUUGGUUUUUUAUUUUAUUUUAUAUUUCAAGUUGGUUUAAGCAAGCAAAGAAAUGCUCAUGAAAUCCUAACACCUGAUAAAGAGCUUUUACAAACAAGUAUUUUGACCAAAAUUUUCUAUUAAAUUCUAAGCAGUCUUUUGUGGGUUUCUUUAAUCUAAUCUCCCUUAUUUUAUUGAUUGGAAUAACUGAUUUGGAGUGGGUUGCCUGUUGCUACUUUUGAAAACAGCUACUAAACAAAAUACAAUGAAGCCUUGUCUAGAAAUACUGUAACCAUGUCUAAAAGCCAUAGUUUACCAUAUUGUUGUUAGUAUUUGUGUAUAUAUUUUCCUCAGCUUGUUCACCUUGGUUGGUAAUGUGUUUAUCUUGACUUGCGUGCACACACAAGCAUUCUCUUGCUUACACUCUCACCUUUGCCUGUGUGUACACACACACACACACACACACACACACACACGGGGGGGGGGCAUAUAUGCACGUAUGCACAGACUAUUCAGGCAGUAUAUUCUGGAGAAAGCUUUCAGCCUAGUGUGAGUCCUAUAUCCAGGCCUUAUUCUGCUCCCUGUCACUGUGAGGUGUGGGAACAAAUUGUGGUACGUAUACUGUUUUUUAACAUUAGUAUAUUGAUGAACACUCAACUUUCAAAAAUCACAGACAUAAAUUAUUUAAGGAUACCAUGUGUGAAUAAACACAUGUGAGAGCUUUAAACUCAAACCAUGUUGAAUUAUUUGGAAUGUGAUACCUGAACAGGUUCACACACUUUCUCCAUCUUUCACCAGCACCACUCCCCCUCCCAUUUCUCUACCUGUUGCCAACACAAGAAUGAGAACAAUGGGGAUAGGAAUACAAAGGCCUUAAAGGUCCACAAGCCAAGAUGCACCUUCAUGAGUAAAGUUGACGAGUGGUUUAAAACUGGAAGUCUCUUGAGAUGUACAUAGUUCUUUUUCAUGUAUAAAAACACUUUAAUAGGCAAGCACUAAAUGAUUGACUUUAUAUCUAUUUUAAAUUUUUGUCAGGAUUAACAGAUUAAAAUUGCUAUAGAAAUUUAUAUACCUAAUCUCUGUCUCUUUUUCUGACCGUGUAAAUGAUGUUUCUGAAUUGUAUCAGUGCCUGCUGCUGAAGGUAUAGAUCUUUAAGACAUGUUUCAAGCCACACUUUGAGUUGGGGAAGGAAGAUGCUUCUCAGGGGCCAAGAAGCUGUGUAGGCCUUUGUUGUGUAUAAAAUUUUAAAAUACAAUUUGUG